Molecule: messenger RNA, 76799 nt
Organism: Pelobates cultripes (western spadefoot toad)
Lineage: Eukaryota; Metazoa; Chordata; Amphibia; Anura; Pelobatidae
Source: the annotation of a GenBank genome assembly
AUGGGCUUCCUGAAGCAGCUCGAACUGCAAGACUUCAAGUCAUGGCGGGGCCGGCAGCUCAUCGGCCCCUUCAAACGGUUUAACUGUGUAAUCGGCCCCAAUGGCUCAGGUAAAGGUCUGCCCUGACUGACAGCCAGGGGCCACAGAGACAGCCAGGGGCCACAGGCAGCCACAGAGACAGCCAGGGGGCACAUGGCCACACUCCACUCUCACCUUUAGUUGUGCUACUUUCCUGUAAUUUAUUAUAAAAUGUCCUCCUUUAUACUGUAAAGUGUUGCAGAAUAAGUUAGCACUGUAUAAAUGCCAGUAAUAAUAGGAACAAUAUAGGGUGGGGGUAACAUGAGGUACCAGGGUCAAAACUAUGGGGGCACUGAUAAUUUUCACUAUGGUGGUGGUGAGGUGGGUAAUGUGCCAACUUUUCUGGGCUGGCUAAUGACACCUCUUAAUUUUCAUAUUUAAACAGUUUUACAGAUAAUUCCCCUAUUUGCUAUAUUUAUGUCGGAUUUCUGUAUUUAAGAACACCAAAUAAGGGAGGUGUCUGCGAAACAUCACCCUAAUUGUGGAUUAUUCUAGCCUUGGUGAAUAAAUAAUCUAAAGAGCAAAUAAACAGUUAACAGAAGCUGAAAAGAAACAACCAAUCAGCACAAAGACAGGCAUAUAAUAUUUAAAAAUGGAGUAACCAAUCAACACUACCAAAGCGAGAUCCAACGGUAACCGAACAAAUCUGGAUUAAACUGGAAAAAGAGAAAACUUUAUGAAAGUAAACUGUAAUUGCAGGGUAUCAUAGAGAUGCAUUAAUUCAAUGCAAUUCAGCGCUGAUUGGCUUGAUGAUAUUAAGGUCUGGAGACCGUGAUGGCCACAACAGUCAUUUUUUUCUGCUGUAACCACUGGGGGGGGGGGUCAAUUUGGCCUUAUGCUUCGGAUCAUUGUCAUGCUGGAAAGUCCAAGAGCGUCCCAUGCGCAGCCUUCGUGCAGAAGAAUGCAAAUUGUCUGACAGUAUUUUCUGGUAACAUGCUGUAUUCAUCUUGCCAUCAAUUUUCACAAGAUUCCUAGUGACCCAAAACAUCAGUGAGCCAUUACCAUGUUUCACAGUGGGGAUGGUAUUCUUUUCACUAUAGGCCUUGUUGACCCCUCUCCAAACAUAGUGCUUAUGGUUGUGACCAUACAGCUCUAUUUUGGUCUUCUCACUCCAAAUUACAGUGUGCCAGAAGCUGUGACUCGUGUCAAGGUGUUAUUGGGCAUAUUGUAACCAGGCUUUUUUGUGGCAUAGACGUAGUAAAGGUUUCUUUCUGGCCACUCGACCAGGCAGCUCAUUUUUGUUCAAGUAUCGUCGUAUUGUGUCCUUGAAAACCACACCGUCUUUUUACAGAGCAGCCUGUAUUUCUCCUGAGGUGCCCUGUGGGGUUUUCUUUGUAUCCCAAACAAUUCUUCUGGCAAUUGUGACUGAAAUUUUUCUUGGUCUACCUGACCAUGGCUUGGUAUCAAGAGAUCCCAGAGUUUUCCACUUCUUAAUAAGCGAUUGAACAGUACUGAUUGGCAUAUUCAAGGCUUUGGAGAUCUUUGUAUAUCCUGUUCCAUUACCUUGUUACGGAGGUCUUUUGACAGUUAUUUUCUGCUCCCCAUGGCUCAGUAUCUAGCCUGUCCAUCCACGUGACAGCUACAAACUAUUCAUACACAGACACUGUCACGAACGCACCCUACUUCAAGAGUGUGCGUUACGUAGUUGUGGUGGUGAAAGCGUUAAAGUUCACUAUUUAUCUGCACUAGACUGGAAAUAAUGACAAAAUCCCCCGUAACCCCACACAAACAUAAUAAUAUAGCUAUUACCAUUUGAACGUUGCCACCUCCAAGACAAUUUAUAAAUGGGGUUCCUUGGUCCCCCAGGUAAAUCAACAAUAAUAAAAACCCAUCAAAUGUUACUUAAAGCGGCACUGUCAUUACGAAUCCCGUUUUUUGGGGGGGAGGGGGAGUUUAACCCUCCUCCCGCUUCCACUACAUCCAAUUGACCCCCUAGUCACCCCCAAAUGUCCCUAAGCCCCCCAUAUUCCCUAUUUUUUAUCUUUAUUUUCUGCCCCGAUCGUUAUUCAGGGUGCCGCCAUCUUUGUGUGGGUAGAUGAAGUCCCUGUGGGACACGUUAUCUGCCCACACUAGAUAGACUGUGAGAUUCCCGCACAUGCCCAGUGACACAACCUGGACAUGCGAACAGGAAUUUCAUCUAUUCAUUCAUCAGACAGACCAAUGAAUGAAUAGAAAAAUCAGCCGAACAAACUAACACUGUGUAUCAGCGUUCGUUUGUUCGUUCAGUUUAUUACAAGCUCCCUCCUUGUGUAAUAUGUAACUAUAGAAGCGGCAGGGAGCAGUGCUCCCUGCCACUUCCUAAGCCCCCCAGGUCCCACCCCUCACUCUGUGGGGAUCAAUAUGACCCCCAUAAUAGCAUAAGGGAGAUUAAAAUCUCCCCAAUGCCCCUACUCGCUAUACCGUGAGUAAGGGCAUGUCUACUAAACAGCCUGUGCCUGCUAACUGUAACAAAAAAAAACCUGCUAUCCUGCCCCCACCCCUGAGCGGCGAGUCGGGGCCAUAAAUUACAAUGGGGGGGAUGGGGACCUACUGUCCUCCCCCCCCCGGCCCCCACCCUUAAGCGGCGGGUGGGGGCCAAAUGAUAAUGAGGGGGGGCGACCUACUGUCCUCCCCCGGCCCCCACCCCUGGGAGGCGGGUGGGGGCCAUAAAGAUAAUGAGGGGGGGACCUACUGUCCUCCCACCCCUGGGUGGCGGAUGGGGGCCCUAAGUCAAAUUCCCACCCCCCCUCAUCAAAGGUGACUAGGGGUCCCCAAGCCCCUAGUCACCCACCCCCUCAUCCAAAUAAAAAGGCCCCUACCUACCCCCCCCCACCCUAAAAAAUAGUGAGGGGGGAAUAAAAUUACUAACCUGUAAAGUAAAAUUAAACGUACCAUUCAACAUCUUUUUUCUAAAAUCUUCGUUUUUCAGCCCCAAAAAAGGCCAAAUAAAAAACCAUCAUACCCGUCGAACUUAAAAUAAAAUAAAAAACCCAAGCGCAAAAAAAUAAUCCAUCUUCACCCAUGGAGGGCUCCGUGCAGACUGAGCUCUGCAGGGCGGGGGAAGGCUUAUAAAGCCACGCUGUGUAAAAUGACAAAGAGCACUCUGAUUGGCUUAAACCCACCAAUCAGAGUGUUCUUAGCCUAAUUGCAGGCUUAAUUAAAAGAUUGGGCUCGUCCCAUUCAUAAUAUAAUAAAAAUGAGGCUUAAUUAUUAACCUGUGGGUAAGUAUUAAUGUUUCUCUUGGAUAUGAUACUGGAACCCAAAGGUCUUCAUGAAACUAAUAUCAUUACUAUAUCAAAGGAUUGAACUAUCACUUGAGAGUUUCAGGCCAUAUGGUCAAAGUCUGUUAGUUUACAUUGAAACUAGACAUACAGGCUGUUCAAGUGUAAAAUGUCUCACCUUGUAGGGCCUUUGAUAGAUCAAAAGGGCAAUCCUUUUCACACCUUGCAGAAGUCCCUUUUGAUCUAAUGAGCAAAUUCUCUCUGCCAUUUGUCCUCUACCCAGGGGUCAAAUUAUUGAUGCACUACACAAGUUAUAUUAAAUAGCAAUAUUCCAUAGUGUAAUAAUAAAUUAUGCACCCUUGCCGUGACAGAUACUAAUUGCAAUUUAAAAAGCCACAGUUGUGGGAAAGUAACCUUUAAUUGUAAUUUUAACCUGUGUGUGUGUGUCACCUUCUGUUAUCAUUUUGAUUUAAAAUGGAGCCAAACAACUAUGUGAUAAUAAAUGGCUUCAUAUGAUCACUAUCCUUCAAUAAAAGAUGUUUUUGCAUGAUCAGUCAUAUUUUUAAAAUAAAUGCCGACAUUUCACAAUUUUUGCCAGGGUAUGCAAACUUGUAAGCACAACUGUAGGUCUUAAAAUUGCACUCUCAAUAGAGAACUAAUAGACAACUAGUAUUAAUGCUCUCUUGUAGAAUAUUUUCUUUGGGGAUAGCCACAUUUGAGCCUCCUUUUGUCUGGUCGGCUCACAGAUACCACACUUCAAGUAUUGGCAUUGAUCUGGCAAGGUGAAGGCUUUACUAGUCAAAUAUAGUACUGCUACUACAUCAGUUGACUGUAUUGAUAAAGAUCAGACCAUUCAUUUUUUGCUUGGUUACAUGUAUCCUAAGGGGAUAUAGAAGCAUUAAAUGUGACGGCAGAUGAGAACCAUUCGGCCCAUCUAGUCUGCCCAAUUUUCUAAAUAAACAUAUCACAAUUAUUUGUAGCAUUUUCCUCCAAGAGCAUUCUUGCGUUCCCCAAAAUGCAGAGUGACUCAGCUGGAAAAAUUUAGAAUUGCAUCAUCAUUAUUGGGGAUGCAUAACUCCAUGCAUUUUGUAAUUGUUUAUGCACAUACUUUAGGUGUUCAUUGUUCGCACAUCCACGUUACUUAAAGGAACACUCCAAGAGACUUCAUCACUAGAGUGCACUGAAUUUUUUUGGUAAAUGUGUGAUUGGUCUGAGCUAAGCCGUGCACCGUUGGGCUUAGCUUAGGCAUAGACUUACUGACUGAGAGGAGGAGGCAGGGAGUGAUGCCAGGAGAACCCCAGGUAAGAUGUUGAAUGCUUACUAUAUGGUCUGACUAUUUAGUUGGGGAGGAGAGUGCAUUCCUGGCACCAUAACCAGAUAUGUCUGGUUUCCAAGUACAUCCUUUGUAAUGCUUGGAGUGUUCCUUUAAAUAUUUCUACUAAAGCUGUAUAUGAUUUUUAAAUGUCGACUUCCCAACCAGCUAGGAGAAUGGCGUUCGGGAGUCGACAUUGCCCCGCAUUCGACUCCCGAACGCCAUACAAAAUUCUAUCGAAACUAGCACUGACCUGUGGAUAAGUCAACUCUAAAUUUAAAAAUGAAGUUUAGAACUAAAAUUUUUUUACUUAUACACUAGUAUAUACAGUAGUUAUGAUGUACCCUUUAUCCAACUUUUCUAGUUUCACAGCUCCGCUGAAUCUAUUAAAUGACAAUGUGUAUGUUAUUUUGUGUUUGCCUUAUAUGUAGAGUUAUGAAUUAGUAAAGUGUCUUCCAGCCUCCUGUCCUACCUUGUAGGCAUGUUUGUUUUUUCAAUAAUUGCACUGUAUUUAUUUUUAAAGGAAAAUCUAAUUUGAUGGAUGCACUGAGUUUUGUAAUGGGAGAGAAGACGGCAAACCUCAGGGUAAAACAUGUACGGGAACUUAUUCAUGGAUCAAAUAUUGGGAAACCAGUGUCUUCUACAGCAAGUGUUCACUUACUCUAUUGUGAGGAGAAUGGAGAGGAAAAAAUGUUUUCACGAAUCAUAGUAGGUAAGCAUUUUCUCUUUAGGUUUACCCUUCUGGCACUAAAAACGUGUGGCUUAGAAUUUCAGUAAUAUGGAUGCAUUUUCCUUCAAGGGAAUUCCUGUGAGUAUCGGUUAAACAACAAGUCAAUAGGUCGCUCAGCAUAUAUUUUGGAACUUGAAAAAAUUGGGAUUAUUGUGAAAGCCAGAAACUGUCUAGUAUUUCAGGUACGUUAUUAAUUAAUAUGUUUGUCCUAAUGAUUGCCAGAGGUUUAGCAACCACUGUGAUACUUGGAAAAUAUAUGAUCAUGUGGCAUAUGCUGCUGAUCUGCACCCACCUGUGAUAUAUCUCAGUCCUCUGUGGUGUUUACCCCUUAAAAAUCAAGACACUUUUUGAGAUACUGUGCAUUAAUAACCAAGGCCCUUUUGUGAUGUGUUUGGAUGCCACCCCCCCAUGGUUAAAGAGUGAUAAGUGCCUUAGAAUAAAUGUUUGUCUCUAAUGACUAGUUGUUGACUUUCAUACUUUAUUGAUGGCUGCAGCUGAGCUUCUAAUUGUGUCAAUCCCUUCAGGAUAUGGGGAUGUUUUUUAGUUUAAUGUACAACUAACACCUCAGAACUAUAUAUAUAUAUAUAUAUAUAUAUAUAUAUAUAUAUAUAUAUAUAUAUAUAUAUAUAUAUAUAUUUUUCCAAUAUCAUUUCAAGUGCCUGAAAAGUUUCUUUAAAUAAGACAACUCCCAGCCUAGUCAUAUAUAUAUAUAUAUUUUUUAAAUUUGUAGUUAUGUAGGUACGUGUAGAUAUGUGAGAGGGUUAAGACUUUACAAAUAUAUUGGUUGUUGACUUUUCACCCAUGCGAUUUAAGUGUUUAUCUUGUCUAUGUAAAUAUCUUCAAAUUAUUUUAAAACAAACACGCCACUUUCAGGGUACAGAUCCUUCAGACAUGAUUAGUCUGCUCUCUCAAUGUCUCCUAUCACCAAAAAUUGGUAGUAGUAUUGUAUAAAAACCCUAAAUGUUUAAGCUGGAAGAAAAGAAAAUGGGAAAACAAUUCCUAACCACCUUUACAUCAACAUAAAGGAAAACUAUAGGGUCAGGAACACAAACCUGUAUUCCUGACCCUAUAGUGUUAAAACCACCAUCUAGCUCCCCUGCCCCUUGCUUUUCUUAUUACCUUUACUCCAGUCACCUGCUGCUGGCUCUGCCCCUGAUCUGCCUGCUUGACUGACAUCAUCAGAAGUGAUUAUCUCAGCCAAUCACAAUGCUUUUACAUAGGAAAGCAUUGGAUUGGCUGAGCUUGUCAAUGAGGCAGAUCGAGGGCAGAACCAGCACAUGCCAAACACCCCUGGCCAAUCAGCAUCUCCUCAUAGAGAGAAACUGCAUCUAUGUGAGGAAAGUUCAGUGUCUGCAUGCAGAGGGUGGAACACUGAAUGCAAGUCACACUGCGCAGCACUGCCCAAGGAAGCUCCUCUAGCAGUCAUCUGAGGAGCGGCCAGUGAAGGUAUCCCUGGGCUAUAAUGUAAAACACUGCAUUUUUUCUGAAAAGACAGUGUUUACUGCAAAAAGCUUGAAGGGAAUGAUUAUACUAAACAGAACAAAUACAAUAAGCUGUAGUUCUGGUGACUAUAGUGUACUUUUAAAUACAAAAAUGUUAAAAUAAAUAUCUAAGUUAUGAAAAAAUAAGAAAAUAAAAAAAUGGAGCGUAUACAAAGGCAGCUAUACAUUGGACACUCACACCAUCAGCAGACCACUAAUACAAUAUAAAUUAAGUCAAGUCUACAACUACAGUGUAGCAGCCAAUAUACAUAUUCAUAUACAAAACAAAAUAUAUAAUAGUGAAGUAUUGUUGAGGUGAACCAUAUUGUCUAGAUAGUUUUCCCUGCUAGUCAGAUUUGAUCCUACUUCAUGUCUAGGCAGGUUAUCAUAGCCUGCUUAUAAUAUUAAAACUGUGCAGUGCUUAAACCUUUUCUUACCGUUAAGGACCAGGGCUGUUUUUACAUUUCUGCAGUGUAUGUGUUUAGCUGUAAUUUUCCUCUUACUCAUUUACUGUACCCACACAUAUUAUUUACCGUUUUUCUCGCCAUUAAAUGGUCUUUCUAAAGAUACCAUUAUUUUCAUCAUAUCAUAUAAUUUACUAUAACAAAAAUUAUAACAUAUGAUGAAAAAUGUUUCAAAAACACACCUUUUCUAACUUUGACCUCCAAAAUCUGUUACGCAUCUACAACCACCAAAAAACACCUGUGCUAAAUAGUUUCUACAUUUUGUCCUGAGUUUAGAAAUACCCAAUGUUAACAUGUGCUUAGCUUUUUUUUGCAAGUUAUAGGGCAAUAAGUAAAAGUAGCACUUUGCUAUUUCCAAACCUUUUUUUUUUUUUUUUUUUAAUUAACAAAAGUUACAUUGCAGCACUGAUAUAUGUCUGUAAUCCCUGAUUAACCCUUCACAUGUAUAUAUUUUUUAAAAGAAGACAACGUAAGGUAUUAAACUUGGGGUAUUUUUACUCUUUUAAUGCAACCAUUUUACCACCAAUCUAUGCCAAAUGUAAAAAUAAAUAAUUAAUUGGUGAUUAUAUAUUUUUUUGACACACGUAGCAAGUUAAGAAUACAUGUACUGAGAAAUUUAAGGGUUACGGCCAAAGAAUACAACCAAUAUGUGUUCAGCAACAUUUCCUGAGUACAGUGAUACCCCCAUGUAUAGGUGUUGGGUUCUCUGGGAGCUAAAAGACCUUAUUUGGCGGGUGCGCAUUCCAGUUUUCCAACUUGGAAUUCUCACAGCUGGUCAUCAUGCACCCAUGUCCUAUAUGGGACAUUUUUGAAGCUGGCCAAUGUAAUUUACCCCCAUCAAGCUAUAUAUUUUUAAAAAGUAGACACCCUAGGAUAUUUCAAAUGGUGGUAUUUUAACACUUUCCAUGCACUAAUUCUACCACCAGUCUUUGUCAAACCUUUAGUUAGUAAUUUUUGUGUGUCAUUUUUCUCUCACAUUGUACUUUAGGUAUGGAUUCUCAGUUCCUGUUAUGUUGUUCUGGUGACUAAAGUGUCAAUUUAAGUGGUUAAUAGACCAUACACUAAAGCACUUGUUCAUAUUUCCUGAUGGUGGAAAAUUAUUAUUCAUUUUUUGUGGUUGUUUGUAAUAAAUCUUCAAAUGGUUGUAUUUGUUGGCUAUAUUUACACUUUGGGGAGAAUUAUACAAUUGUUGCAAACAAAUGUUAAGCCAAUUUUGAAACAAUCCCCUUGGAAACAAAUCAAGUCUACAACUACAUUGCAUCGACAUUAAAUCAAAAUAGUACAAAUUAUAAUAAAUUGGUUUUACUAUUUUGAUUUCAUUUUGGGAUGUAUAGACUUUUCUUCACAUUGGGUCAUUAACAUACAGGCUCAUUUCACCCUCUGUUAGGGGCAAAGAUGCAUGUAUAUUUUCCCACUGUGAUUAUUGUGAAUCUAAAUAUGGAUAUCUUUUACAAUACAUAUUUGCUUUCUUUGCUUCUUGGAGAGUGCAGUAUCACUAAUAAAUCUGUCAGCCUCUGUUCACACCACACCUAACAUCUGGAUUGUGAUUUGUAAUGUUGCACAAUGGUUUCCUCAGAAUGAACAUCAGUAUACUGGAGCUUGAGAAGGGAAUCAUUUUACAGCCCAUUUUGUUGUGUAAUGAUAGGGAGAAGUUGAAUCCAUUGCAAUGAAGAAACCCAAAGAGAGAACACACCUUUUUGAACAAAUAAGCAACUCAUUCGAGUUAGCGCAAGAUUAUGAGAAAAAGAAAAAACUAAUGCUACAAGCCGAAGAAGAUGCUCAGUUUGUCUACAGUAAAAAGAAAAAUGUUGCAGCUGAGAGGAAGCACGCCAAGCUGGAGAAGGAAGAGGUGCUCUGGCUUUCCCUUUGCUUGUGUUUCUGUCUGUACUUGGUCUUAAUUUUCUUCCAAUUUACCCAAUUUUUCUUGCAAUCAACUGUUUACUUCCCAUUCUUUAUAGUUACUGGUUUGGAAGAAAGGUUUUCAGGAUAGGAUAGGUGGUGUAUAACAUAUCUCACUCUGUAUUAUCUGUAUCCAAGAGGUGCCUCUGACAGGCUAAGGCAGAGGUGGCUAGGAAUUAGCCAUACAGCCAAUAAAGCAAAAUGGGUUAAGGAGUACUUAGGUUUGGAGAAUUAGAGUACAGAUUACAGGGCAGCAUCUUAUGUCCUAACAUGAAGUGAAAUGCUUUCUCUAGUACUGACAUAUUGCCAGGUCCUUGUGUGAUGAUGUAUAAAAACCACCUCCAUUUGAAGGUAUUGCAGAUAAUUUGUUUCCAGGUAAAUAAAUGCGAGUACCUGACUAAUUUCAGGUAUUAAUUGAAAUUGGUAGUAGUUGCCUUUAACAGCUUUAGUUGAUAAUGGGGUAAUUGCGCAACACAUUCUAUUAUUUAUGGUUCUUGGAAAAAUUAUGAGAUAAGGAGUAGGGGUGGUUGAAUUUUAUUUAUCUUCCUUUUGUUAUAAGAAGGAAUGGGAAAAAAAAGACAGAACAACACUUCAAGGGAAUUUUGGUCCAAAAAUCUAUUUUCAAUAAGUACUUUUAAUAAAUUGUGUUGUGCAUUCUGCAAUCUCUUCUUUUGAUGCAUUCACUUGUGUUAAUUUAAAGAUGAAAGAUAUUGUGCAUGUUUCUGUAAUUAAAUUAUAGUUAUUAAAAGGCUGAACUUGAUGGACGCAUGUCUUUUUUCAGCCUGUGUAACUUUGAUUUUAAGGGUUUUAAUCAAAAUGGACAGUUAAAAAAAAAUGCUGAGUGAUGCUUUAAUAGAAGAACGCCCAUAAGGAUCCAAAACACACAAAUUGCAUAACGUAACAUUGCAAACAUAGCAAGUGGAAAAUGAAAACAGGUCAGACUGAACUGGAUAGCAAUGCUAAUUGCUAUAUCUGUAACAUAGAAAAAUAUAUCACAUUAACCCAAGUUUUAGGUGAUUUUCUGUGCAUUCCUCAUAAAGUAGCAAAUAAGCUGACGGUUAAAUAGCUGUGAUGUCACGAAUGCUGCCACAGAGGGUUGGUUAAACUACAUACUGCCCCUGAUAGACGUAUUCUCUUGUUUGUUACAGGCAGAGCGUUACCAAAUGUUGCUUAAGCAGCUAAACGAAAGCAAGGUGAAGCUUCAGCUAUUUCAGCUUUAUCAUAACGAGCACAAAAUUGAAACUUUAGAGAAUCAUUUGGAAGAAAAGUAUAGUGAUACCGGUAGUCAAAAAGAGCAGCUUUCUCUCUCUGAAUUUGCACUAAAAGAGGAAAAAAAGAUUCUUGGCAGACUAAACCGAGAUCUGCAGCAGAUUGAGAAGGAAAUAAAGUAAGUGUCGGCUCUGGUGUUUUUACGAAUCAUAGCACUAGCAUAUUUCAUCUAAAAUCGAUUCAUGGAUUUCCAGUCACUGUAAUAAGCUUUUGUAAGAUUCUAGAUCAGUCAUAGAAAUGCAGAUAUUUGUAAACUUUACUUCCAUUGAAUGCUCAGCCAGCCUCCUCCUGGACACAGAAGGAAGUAAGAAAUGGAUCACUUUGUAAUCAGUGUAACAGAAUGCUUUGCAGCUGUAUAGGUGAUGAUGAGUUAUCACUCUUUGAACAUUCAGCAUUCAGAUAAUGUAAGCUGGUGCAGGGAUGAAUAAGAAUGGAUUCUGGCUAAAGAUCACUAACUCUAUUGCUUGUCUUCUAAUUUUGACACCAUUUCUAUAUUUUUGGUCAAACUAUAUUUUUAUUUAUAUAAAGCCUACUUUAUUCUAACGUUUUAAUGGCACUAAUCUUCUGUGAAACUUGGCAAAUUGAGUUUAUUUUACAAGUAAAGAUAGUAUAGUGAUUAUAAUACUAUAACUAUAACAUCCUAUAUAUGUAAGAAUCAAAUAUGUCAUUAAGUCUUGUCUUUUUUUUCUGAAGAGCUCAAGAAAUAGCUUUAAACCAAUCAAGACCACAGUAUAUUAAAGCAAAAGAAAAUACUUCCCACCAUCUCAAAAAAGUGGAAACAACCAAAAAAUCAUUGAAGAACAAUGAGAAGCACUGCUUGAAGCUGGAGCAGGAGAUGAAUGAGCUGGAGGCCGAGGUAGCUGAUGUUCAGAAGGCUUGGAGAGAGUUUGAGAAGAAAGAGGAAGACCAAGCGAAAAUAGAGGGCGAUGUGGAGCUCGUAGAAAGUCAAGUGCGUCAAACAAACAAUAAUAGCAAGAUUUACUAUUGUUUUAGAAAAUGUUUCUAUCCCAUAAUACACUGCACACUUUAUAUUGAGUGCUUAAAUUGGUUUAAUACCAAGGUUUAUAAUGUACAGUGCGCUCCACUCAUAUUGGCACCCUUGGUAAAUAUGAGCAAAGAAGGCCGUGAUAAAUUGUCUACAUUUAACCUUUUGUUCAAAAAAAUACUCUACUACUCUCAUGGAAAUCAAACAAUUGCGAACACAACAUCGAUUUGAGAAGAGUAGCAGCGCCUUGGUGGGGUCCCCAGGUUCAAUUUAAAAUGCAAGAUAAAAGAAACAAGAGGCCUAAUACAUUUUUGUAGUUGAUAGAAAAAUAAAGAAAAGCACUUACAAUUUUCUGGAACUUCUAAAUUGCUCCAAUGAUACAGCCUGAGCGGUAUGAUCCCCGCCUGUGGCUAUACGUAAUCCUGGUCUGAUCAUAUCCUGGGCUAGUAGCCAGCCACAGGUGUGUGAUAGUAGGGUCCCGAAUGAAGUAGGGAGAAGUUCUUGCUUGAAGUGCGAUAACAACAGGUCACCGAUAUGUAAUAUGUGGAGAAUAAAACAAAAUAUAGUUUCUCUUAUCUUGCAUAAUGAUUUGAACUAGACAUGUGCGAUUCGUUUCGGUCCGAAUAUGAAUUCGGACGAAUUUCGGGCAAUUCGGGUACUUCUGAAUUGCCGAGGUGCCGAAAUGACCGAAUUUCUGAAGUGCCGAAGUUCCGAAGCACAGUAUAUUAAUAUACUUAACCAGAAUGUUACAUUGUAUACAAUUUUAAAUAAAAAGUAUACAAACAGCCAGGAUUCAGCUGUAAGCAUUUGACCCACGGUAUUAGGGAGCUAUCUACUAAAAGGCUUAAAGACCUAAAUUGGUCUUUCAGCCAAAUUUACUAAUACUAAAUAAGGAUUACUUAGUAUUAGUAAAUUAUGCCCCUACUCACUAUACCGCAAGAAGGGGCAUGCCGAGCAGUGGGGGCUUUUAAACUAAAGGGGGGACCUGUUGCCCCCCUGGCCCCCACCCCUGAGCGGCGGGUGGGGGCCCUAAUGUAAAAUAAUGGGGGGGACCUAUUAUCCUCCCCCCGGGCCCCCACCCCAUAGCGGUGGGUGGGGGCCCUAAAUCAGAAUAAGGGGGGCGACAUAAUGUCCUGGCCCCAACCACUGAGCGGUGGGUGGGGGCCCUAAAUUAUAAUAAGGGGGGGUGGGACCUAAUGUCCUUCCCUCUGGCCCCCACCCCUGAGCAGUAGUGGGGGCCCUACAGUAAAAUAGGGGGGGGGGACCUAAUAUCCUCCCUCCUGGCCCCACCCCUGAGCGGUGGGUGGGGGCCCUAAAUACUAAUAAGGGAGGUACCUUAUGUCCUCCUUCCUGGCCCCCACCCCUGAGCGGGUGGGGGCCCUAAAUACCAAUGGGGGGGACCUAUUGUCCGGCCCCUAAAAAAAAUUAAAAAAGUUAGCCCCCCCUCCCAGGUGACUAGGGGUCCCCAAACCCCUUGUCACCCCCUCCCCCCACCAAAAAAAAUUAACCCCCUACCUACCCCCCUCACCCUAAAAAUAAUGAAGGGGGGACCUUUAACUAAGUACCUGUAAAAAAAAAAAAAAAACAUUCAAUGUUUUCUUCUAAAAUCUUUUUUCAGCCCCAAAAAGACCAAAUAAAAAACCAUAAUAAUCGACGCACUUAAAAAAAAUUUUUUUUUUUUAAAUCUAUCUUCACCCGGCGAGGGCUCCGUGCAGACUGAGCUCUGCAGGGCGGGGGCAUCCCACUAUUACCCUUCCACCACUCGUUUUUGUAUUCACCACCAGGAGAAAGAGACUCUGGUUUGGGUCAUUCCAGCUGCCUACCAACCUUUUAUACAAGCGCUAAAAAUCCUACUAGUUAUUUACAACAAAGAUUUCUUUAAAAAAAAAUAUAUAUAUUUGUGAAAUAUAAGUGUGGCUGUUACGCUACUUGGGUGAUUUGGAUUGGAACUCAACAGCAGCUUGUAAAACUCCCUAAUAAGCAGAAUACCGAGCGAUCACCUACCAGAUUGCACUGAGCAACCUCCCGUGAUGUCGCAGCGGCAAAAAACGAAAGCAGGGAAGUCGGACCGAGCCUCGUUCUUUCUUACAAAGACCGCGGCCUCCAAGCAGGGUGAGGAGCAAGAUGGCGGCGGCCAAAACAGGCGGGAACACCCCCCCUCACCUCAGACACCACCUGCACAUGCAGAAAAUGAACAGCCCCUGACAAUGAGAGCCAUCAGAGAAAUGAUGGCUGAAUUCUCAGACAAUAUACAGCUGAACAUUAAAAAACAGCUCCAAACACUGACAGCUGAAAUACAUAAGGACAUCCAGGACAUUGGCAACCGCACCUCCCAGAUAGAAACAAAGAUGGAUGAGUAUGCAGUAGCACACAACAGCUUGGCUGACAAACUGCAGGAACUGGAUGACUCCCUAGAAGCCCACAGGUUAAAACUGGCAGACAUGGAGGACAGGGCUCGGAGGAACAACCUCAGAUUCCGGGGGAUCCCGGAAUCUGUACCAAAUGCAGAACUGCAUAACUAUUUAUUAGACAUGUUCCAGUGCCUUACACCAGAAACCCACCCGGAUCAACUCAUCAUAGACAGAGCACACAGGCUGCGCAGACCAAAGCACCUGCCCACGACAGCCACACGUGACGUGAUUGCGAGGAUUCAUUUCUUCCACGCCAAAGAGAGGAUAAUGAAGGCCAGCAGAAAAGCGGAUAUGCCAGAAGCCUACUCUUCCAUCAAGAUCUUUGCGGAUCUCUCAGCGGACACGCUACACUUCAGGAAAACCAUGGGGCCGGUCACCUCCGCCCUGCGGGACCACAACGUGAACUACCGCUGGGGCUACCCGGCCAAACUCUUAAUUUCUUACCAAGACGCAAUACACCCCGUCAACACAGUGGCGCAAGGUAUCCAGCAGCUGAAAGAAUGGGGACUCCCGAUCCAGAACCUACACCCCAUCAAAGCAGCUAAAGUCCCGAGGAUGUCCCCGGAGUGGACAACACAAUGAGAACUGAACAUUCCUACCGACAUACGUAACUAUGUGAUGUAUAUAACAGUUGAUAGAUAGAUGCAUAACCCCGUUAGAGUUGUUCCUGGGAAAACAAAUUGGGUGACACCCCUCUAUAUUCUAUGUACUGCUAGUUGUUAUUUACCGGAGUACAUGUGCAAGGCAUAACAGAAAGCGUUGUUGCUGGCUAGAAUCUGUCUCUGCCCGAUUAGAGGUACUAAGACACCCCCUACCGGGGGCUGAAAGGUACUGAGAUCUAUAUCCUAUACAAUAUGCUAUUAUUGGGUACACGUAACCAAACGGUAAAAAAUAGAAUAUUAGAAACGGGUUGCACACAUUGUUCGCUACCAUAGUUGCAUGUUAAUACUGCUCACGUUUUUUUUUGGCUUUUUCUAUGGUGCACGACCUAGAGAACUGCCAACUUCACCCCCACCCCCCCGACUGCCGCACCUCCAUGCUAGGCAGCAGGGCACGGCCCCACUCCUUGGAGCCGAAAUGGGUAUCUUACCCAAUUGUUCUUUUCACCCCAGUUUCACCCCCUACUUAUUUCCCUCACUCCCUGACUGGUCACAUUCCCAGAUUUCACAGUGACGCACGCCAUGCACAACCCCCACCCAGGGCAAUUACAGUACCGGUUAUAAGCGCAGAUGGACGAAACCCGACCCACCUAAGCACACUAUUUCCACCUGACACUCCUGCAUGAAACUACUGACCUAUAACGUCAAGGGGCUGAACACCCCAGGUAAACGAAGGCUACUACUUCAAGAGCUAAAAGAACAAGGGAUAGACAUAGCCUGUAUCCAGGAGACACACUUUAAAAAGGCCAAGACCCCAGAAAUCUUCACUAAACUAUACCCAAAUCAAUACCAUGCCCUAUCAGACAGUAAAACGAAAGGGGCCUCCAUCUUCAUACAUAAAGACGUGGCAUUCCAGGAGCAGACAAAAUUAGUAGAUGCCCAAGGGAGAUAUGUCCUACUAGUAGGGCUUUUUAAUAAUACCCAAUAUACCUUGGUAUCUGCCUACUUCCCAAAUACUGGGACAGAAAAAUACCUCAGACGUCUUCUGCAAGACAUAGACAAAUAUAGACAAGGUGGACUGGUGCUCUGUGGUGACUUCAACUUCUUUACCUCCCCUGAAGUCGACACGACUGCCCUACCCCAGGGGACACGACGGGCGACCGUAAACUCCACAUGCAAGGCAGUGUCCAAACUGCUCUCACUACACAACCUAUAUGAUAGUUGGAGAAUGCUGCACCCAGGGGAAAGAGACUACUCCUUUCACUCGGCGGCACACAACACGUAUACCCGUAUAGACACAUUUUACGUGGACCAACCCACAUUAGCACAAAUCUCUACAUGCUCUAUGGGAGAUAUCACUUGGUCAGACCAUAGCCCAGUGUACUUGGUGUUACACGACUCCUUUCAGUUUAAAGGACGGGGGACUUGGAGAAUGAACGAUUCCUUACUCCGAGACCACGACUUUAUGAACCAAAUAAAAGCUGAACUCAUUGCCUACUUUCACACAAACUCUACUGAGGAAGUGUCAGUACAGACUGUGUGGAUGGCUCACAAAGCUGUAGUACGAGGCCUAUUUAUCAGACGCUCGUCCUACCUCAAAAAACAAAGACAAACUACAAUACUUGAGCACCAAACGAAACUAGCGGCCCUUACCACCCAGAACAAACGAUCCCCCUCCCCACUUCUAGCAAACCAGAUACAAUCUCUGACCAACCAGCUACAUCAAUUACAGGCAGCCAAAACUGCGUCCCUACUUCAUAGAAUGAAGGCCACCACAUAUCACCAUAGCGGGAAAGCGACAAAACAUCUGGCCAAUCGGCUGAGAGAGAAAUUGGCGGCCUCCAAAAUAGCUUACUUACAAGGACCAAAUGGGUCCAAAAUACAAAACCCCUUAGAUAUCACCCAGGAGUUUGCAAAAUAUUACUCUGACUUAUAUAAUUUGGGAGAUCACCCAGACACAACCCCUUUAGAUGAAAACGCUAUCCAAAGGUACUUGGACCAGCUUCCUCUGCCCAGGAUAGACAGACACCAAAGAAAUGCACUACUUGAACCCAUCACUCUUACUGAGGUUCUACACACCAUACAACACCUCCCUACAGGGAAAUCCCCGGGUGCAGACGGGCUCCCUAAUAUAUAUUACAAAACGUUCACGGAAAUACUUGGUCCCAGACUCGUACAAGUGUUCCAAAAAGCCACGGACACAGGAGUACUCCCAACUGAGAUGCUCUUAGCAACGAUAGUGACCAUACCUAAACCGGGAAAACCUGCUGACCAAUGUAAGAAUUUCAGACCCAUUUCGUUGUUAAAUACGGAUGCCAAGAUCUACGCCAAGAUCUUAGCGACCAGAAUCGGUAAAAUACUACCGACACUCAUACACGACGAUCAAACGGGAUUUGUGUUGGGGAGACAGGGUCUGGACAAUACCCGGAAACUGGCUCUCGUGUUAGAGAGGAUGAGGAGGUCCGGCCCAGGCGGACUGCUCUUAGCACUAGAUGCCGAAAAGGCGUUUGACCGCCUGGGCUGGCCCUUCCUCCACAAGGUGCUGCAGAGGUAUGAUUUUCCACACCAACUCAUCACACAGAUAUUUGCUUUAUAUUCACACCCCACUGCAAGGGUACUACAAGCGGGUUUUCUGUCUAACCCCUUUAAAAUUACUAACGGCACACGACAGGGGUGCCCCUUGUCCCCCCUACUCUACGUUUUAGCCCUAGAACCACUGCUCACAGGAAUCAGAACCCGAACAGAAAUAACAGGGGUGGACUGGCAUGGCCGUCAAAUAAAGAUAGGGGCGUUUGCAGACGAUAUCCUGCUGUACAUCUCCCACCCAGAGAGCUCUCUCCCACAUAUAAUGCGACUCAUACAUGAAUAUGGGACACUGUCCUAUUACUCCCUCAACACCUCCAAAACACAAGCAUUAGGUCUAUGCCUGGACCCACAAGUCUUGGCGAACCUACACAAAGACUACCAAUUUGAAUGGAGGAAAAAAGACAUAAAAUAUCUAGGCCUGACAUUUACUAAAAAUGUCACAGAUAUGUUCCCAGCGAAUUAUACCAGGGUUUGGGAGGACUGCCUUAAAACAAUGAAGGGCUGGGACCGGUUAUUUUUAACUUGGUCGGAGCGAAUAGUAGCACUAAAAAUGACCAUACUACCGAAACUUCAAUACUUAUUUAGGAACCUACCCUUACGAGUAUCGCCAUCAUACUUCAAUACCAUCCAGGCCAAACUGCUACAAUUCACUUGGGGAACGAGACGGGCACGAAUGUCACAAAAAGUGCUCCUAGCCCCCACAGCACAAGGGGGAAUGGCAUUCCCUAAUGUCAAAUUGUACUACCAAGCUGCAGUACUGUCCUCCCUCUUGCCACAUUUGACCAAGGACAACCAACCCCAAUGGGUGGCAAUGGAGCAUACAGCCAUCUUACCCUUCCAAAUCCCCAAUCUGCUGUGGUUACCAAAAAAAGACAGACCGGCCACCCCACUCCCACCCGCCCAACUUGCAUUGGCACUACAGGUCUGGGAAACACACAGAGGACAUUUCGAAACAGGACACCCCCUAUCAAUGGCAACUCCAAUUGAAGCUAUAACAUACUGCAUCCCUACGUUCCAUGCGACACCAUGGAAGGCCAUGGGGAUCACCCACCUGUCACACAUGUGUGAAGCAGGCAAACUCACGAACUUCGCUAAGCUCCGAUCCACCUACAACAUCCCACAAACAUCACAUUAUUCGCACCUUCAACUACACUCCCUUCUCACCACACGAAAUAAGACAAAACCCCCGGGCCAACUCAGGCCGGUGGAACUCUCUACCUGGGAGAAAAUAGGCAUAUCGGGGAAAAUGCCACCCACAUUCAAGCCACUAUCGGACUGUUACAAAACCCUUCAGACGUACAUACCCUUCCACAACUCACCACAGGCACUACAAUGGGACCUGGACCUAGGGACCAAAAUUCCCGAAGCUAAAUGGAAACACAUUAUAUACUCCACGAGGAGGUUGAUUAAAUCAGCCCCACUCCUGGAACAACACAGGAAAACGUUAUAUAGGUGGUACAUGGUCCCGUCCCGCAUACAUAAACAAUAUCCCCACUCGUCUCCGGUAUGCUGGAGAUGCAUAGGUGACCACGGAACAGUCAUGCACAUCUGGUGGAGAUGCCCCCGCCUUGUUAGAUUUUGGAAAGAGGUACACAAGCUCCUUACCGAAGCCACCAACACUGACAUACCCCUCGAACCCGCAACCUUCUUGUUGCUAGACAUACCGAGUACCGUACCUACCGGGGCGAAGAAGCUGAUAUGCCAUAUUCUAUUGACUGCACAAAAAUUAAUAGCCAGGCUCUGGAAAUCUGACAAACACCCCAACAUCCUACCCCUUAUACAAGAAAUAGACAAACAACUACUCUAUGAAACACACUUCGUUACGACACACCCGUACCCACAACGCUUCCUGAGUACAUGGGAAUUAUGGCGCUCUUGGAGGGCGGGCAACCCAGACUAAUGAGCCCCCAUAAAGGAUCACUGGCCAUGAGGCCACCCCCACUUACCAAUCCCCACACCAUAGAAGAGGACGCACAAGCCACAACCCCACUAUAAACCACCACAACAGGAGACAACCCAGGAUAGGGGAGAUAGGACACUAAAGGGAGCCGGUGACGAUAGAACAAACAGGGUCUUGGGGACUGGUAGGGUUUGACGACCUGGUGGCGAAGUACAGGGCACCGCAGUGAUUGGCCCAUAAGGUAUUAGCUCGAAUUGACCAGUGUAAAUGUGAUAUGUUCGGCUAUGCAUACUGGAUAAUACUGUAAAAUACAAUUGUGUGCAUGUAAACUAUGCAAUGUGACUACCCCCCCCCCUCCUUUCUUCUCUUCUGUAUCCCCCCCCCUAAUAUAUGUUGAAAAACAAUAAAAUACAAAUUUCAAAAAAAAAAAAAAAAAAAUAUAUAUAUAUAUAUAUAUAUUUGUGAAAUAUAAGUGUGGCUGUUACGCUACUUGGGUGAUUUGGAUUGGAACUCAACAGCAGCUUGUAAAACUCCCUAAUUACAAUAGUGAAGAAACUGAGAAUCUUUAAAGUAUCAAUACUGUAGCUUUAAGAAAAGAGAGAAUUGCUGGUAACUUGAUUCAAACAAAGUUUUAAUAAGUGUUAAACUUAAAUGAAUUGCAUUUAGGCAAUAAUCCAAUAAGAAGUAAUCAACAACACAAAGUUCAUUAAUAAGUAUUUCCUCAGAGAUGCAUUAAGUCAUUCUUUAGGUUAAUGAGAAUAAUCUUCAGUAGUAACUUUAAGCAAGUAGCUGAAAAUAUUUGCAAAGCAGGAACAGUUCAUAGUUAAUAAGCAUGAUGGGAGUUGUCCUCCAUAUAAUUAGUAGCUUGAAGCACUGAGUGUAUUUACAAAGCAAUAAUUGUGCGGCACAUAUAUUUAUCAAAGAUAAUUUUUUGUUUGCAAUUAUUUGAUUGAUAUAUAUAUACAUACAGACAUACCGCGCCUCUUCUGUUUGCGAGUGAACAUUAAAUGGAAGGUUCUAUUCUCGCCCGGAGCAGCUCAGUUCAGUGUCCUUGGGGCAAGAACUUUUCACACCUUCUGACAUGGCACAGGUUAAUAAGCUCAAAUUUCUAAUGCCUACUCCUAAAUGAAUAUAUAUAUAUAUAUUUUUCUGCCUAGACAUUGUCAUUAUUCCGCAAUCUGCAAUCCAAUGAAAGGGUUUACCCUGCCAUUUUCUAUACCUAUGACUUAGCAGCUUAGCUGCACUAGCCACAAUUCUGAGGAUUCAAAGUUAAACCAUAAAUGCUUAAAGUGAUGAAGAGGUGUUUCUAAACAAAGUGUGCAACUAGGCUGCUAAUAAAUACAAAUUGGCACAGGAUUGGCAGAAAAUGGCCCAGUGGGCAGGUUUAUUUUACUUUUGCUCCCAGUUUAAGGUUGUCAGAUGAGUAAAACAUUAAAGAUAAAUGGUACAAUCACUGGAAAUCUGCAGUUGCAGUAUCAGUUAUACCUGUAAAUUACUAUUGCAAUGCCGUACAUGCAUUGGGAAGUGAAAAAAGGUAUUGCUUCACUUUAAGUACAUUUUCGUUUUACAUACAUGCGCUGGUCCCAUUGUGUACUUAAAAGUGGGGUAUGCCUGUAUAUCAAAAAUAAAUCUGAAAUAUAUAUACUCCCUCAGUUGGCUGUUUUUUAUCUAUUGAAACAAAAAUCUUUAUUUCCAUACACACUUUAACAGGUUAAACUUUCCUGUGGUGCAGAGCAGUUCCAAGCAUACUUUAAAAACGUAAUACAUUGUUUUUAGUUUUAGUCCGUAUACCAGGACAAGACCUUUAAUAGUGCCCAACCACAGACUGCAUACAAUAUUACACCCAUGCAUUCCCAAUAAGAAAACUGAUAGAGGAGGUAUGGUGGGCAUAUUCUACUCCUUUAAGUGAUGGGAUGUAAGGUUGAGUCUCAAGAAGUCCUGAGGGGCUCGUUGAAUAAUGGGAAAUCAGGAGAACUAUCCUACAGUGUGUUCUUCUGCUCUUUGUUACCAUGCUAUUCCUCUAGCUAGCUAAUAUACCUCACUUGCUGUGAGAUUAUAGGGACAGAGUGUGCUGAUGUCACGCUACUGGCAGUGAAGCCAGCAUGUUGGCGUCAUGAUAAAAAUUUGGUUGAAAAGGGGCAAAAAAACAUGGCAUUCAUAGACAUCCAGUAAUGGCACUGCUAUGAUGCUGAUAAGAUGGUAAAACCAUUAUACCGUCUUUAUGAUAAAUUUAUAUAUUCAUUACUGUUUGCCAUUAAAGGGACACUCCAGGCACCCAGACCACUUCUGCCCAUUGGAGUGGUCUGGGUGCCAACUCCCACUACUCUUAACCCUGGAAGUGUAAUUGCAGUUUUUUAUAAACUGCAAUAAUUACCUUGCAGGGUUAACUCCACCUCUAGUGGCUGUCUGCUAGACAGCCACUAGAGGGCACUUCCUGCUCUUUAGCACAUAAAACUUGUGCUAGAGCGUCGCUGGAGGAGCGGCGGCGAGAAGAAACCACCGCCGAGGGGCAUUGGCGGGGUCUCAAGCAAGUGACCUGAAGGGGUUUUUACCCCUUAAGCAACCGGGGAUUGGGAGGUGGGAGGGAGAGGGGACCUGCAGUGCCAGGAAAACAUUGUUUUCCUGGCACUGGAGUUUCCCUUUAAGGUGAACUUGUCAUGAUUGCUUCUUCUUAAGAAAAAUAAGUAUUCUUGGGCAAAAGAAUAACCCAUCUUUUAAGGUAAUGUAAUAUUUCUUUUGUUUUGUGUGUCAUUCAACCUAAUUGGAAGUGCAAAUUAACUGUCAAAUUUUAAUUAAUUUGCAUGUGAUGGUGACUUGGUGACAUCAGAAAUAAAAAGGUAACUGAUAGGAUUAAGUUACUAAACAAGUGAUUGUGUAGAAUUGACAAGGGCACAACAAAGUUUAGGCCAUUGUAACUGGAUUAUUUCCAACUUGGUUGUUUAUUUAUUUCAUAGCUCCUCCAUUUUAGUCUAAACUAUAAAAAUUCCCUUGUCAAUUCUGUCAAUUCCCAGUUUAGUAAAUACGUGCCGUCAGGUUUUUUUUUUUGUUUUUUGUUUUAUCUAUGCAUUUGUUACCAAAAUGUAUGAAACUAUUUUUUUACUUGUUGCGUUCUGAAUAUUUAUUUGGGCUUAUCUUUUUAAAUUAAAUAAUAGGUGUCCUAUUACAUACGGUAUUUUAUACUGGCAGGGGGAGGGGGAUGUGCUUCAUUGUACAGUUGCACCAUUCACAUCUGGCUUGUGCUUUUAUGCCACCUACACCUACAGCUUGCCCAGUACAAAUCUCUGAAGGAGGAGGCAAGGAAGAAAAGUGCAGUAUUGGGGCAGCAGCUUGAGAAACUGCAGUGGGAGCAUCGAGCAGAUCAGGAGAAGCUGGUGUUUGAUCAGAGGAGACAGAAAGAAUUACAGGUUACUAUGUAACAUUAUCUGAGUACAGAGGUAUUGUAAAUACCUUGUAGGUUGGAUUGAAUGUCACCGAUUAAAGUACUAGCACCUGUCAGAAUUAACUAGUUACAGUCUUGUGGGGUUUUUACAUUUUAUCUCCAUCCUAUAGGUAAACAAAAAACACAUAGAGGAACAGAUUGAAGAACUCAAAAAACGGAUGGAGAAGUUGGAGGAUUACAUAAGCACCUGCAUGUAUGUAGAGUUAAAACAGCCUGACGUUGAAGUAAUGUACAUAAUUCUGUCUGUAGCAAGGAAUACUGUAAUGUACUAUAUAUAUUGCUGCUGUCAUGUUAUCCUACACCUGCUUUCAAACUACCAUUAUGGCAACCUAUCAUUAGUCUUUUUUAAGUCUGUAUCAUUUACACUAUUUUGGCUUGUUUGUCAUCUGUUAUAGUGCACCAACAUGUUAUGGCGGGCUUUACAAUUUUGCAAGUGUUUAAGUGAUCAAACGUGUCUUUUCAUUUGAGUCUUUCAAACUUUAUUUUUGACUAAAAGUAUAAAUUCAUAAUAUCUAUGUCAUAUUACUGCUUGUUCUACACCUGCAUGAAAUGACACAACAACAUGAUUAGAAACCAUGCUACUAAUUUUCUAUCUUUCCAAAUACUCUUAAAUUAAAACUGUUCCUGUUUGAAACAUAGAAUGUGACGGCGGGUAAGAACCAUUCGGCCCAUCUAGUCUGCCCAAUUUUCUAAAUACUUUCAUUAGUCCCUGGCCUUAUCUUAUAACUAGGAUAGCCUUAUGCCUAUCCCACGCAUGCUUAAAGGACCACAAUAGUGCCAGGAAAACAUACUUGUUUUCCUGGCACUUUAGUGCCCAGAGCGUGCCCCCACCCUCAGGGACCCCCUCCCGCCGGGCUCUCUGGAGAGGAAGGGGUUAAAAUUGUACCUUUCUCCAGCGCCGGGUGGGGAGCUCUCCUCCUCUCCGGCUCCUCUCUUCUCCUCCUCUUCGGCUUAAUGUGCAUGCGCUGCAGGAGCUGCGCGUGCAUUCAGCCAGUCUCAGGAAAGCAUUCAUAAUGCUUUCCUAUGGACACUUGCGUCUUCUCACUGUGAUUUUCACAGUGAGAAGCACGCAAACGCCUCUAGCGGCUGUCAAUGAGACAGCCACUAGAGGUUUUAGAGGCUGGAUUAACCUAUUUAUAAACAUAGCAGUUUCUCUGAAACUGCUGUGUUUAUAAAAAAAAAAAUGGGUUAACCCUAGCUGGACCAGGCACCCAGACCACCUCAUUAAGCUGAAGUGGUCUGGGUGCCUAGAGUGGUCCUUUAAACUCCUUUACUGUGUUAACCUCUACCACUUCAGCUGGAAGGCUAUUCUAUGCAUCCACUACCCUCUCAGUAAAGUAAUACUUCCUGAUAUUAUUUUUAAACCUUUGCCCCUCUAAUUUAAGACUAUGUCCCCUUGAUGUGGUAGUUUUUUUUUCCAUUAAAUAUACUCUCCUCCUUUACUGUGUUGAUUCCCUUUAUGUAUUUAAAUGUUUCUAUCAUAUCCCCCCAUCUCGUCUUUCCUCCAAGCUAUACAUGUUAAGAUCCUUUAACCUUUCCUGGUAAGUUUUAUCCUGCAAUCCAUGAACCAGUUUAGUAGCCCUUCUCUAAAGUAUCAAUAUCCUUCUAGAAAUAUGGUCUCCAGUACUGCGUACAAUACUCCAAGUGAGGUCUCACCAGUGUUAUGUACAAUGGCAUGAGCACUUCCCUCUUUCUACCUCUAUUACCUCUCCCUAUACAACCAAGCAUUCUGCUAGCAUUUUCUGCUUCUCUAUUACAUUGUCUGCCUACAUUUGUCAUCAGAAAUAAUCACCAAUAAAUCCCUUUCCUCAGAGGAAAGUAUCCACAUUAAAUGCCAGUUGCUACAACUCUGACCAUUUUUCUAGUUUACCUAAAUCAUUUGCCAUUUGGCUUAUCUCUCCUGGAACAUCAACCCUGUUCCAUAUCUUAGUAUCAUCAGCAAAAAGACAUAUCUUACCAUCAAGACCUUCUGCAAUAUCACUAAUACAUUUUUUACAGAGAAUAGGUCCAACUACAGAUUCCUGAGGAACCCUACUGGUGACAAGCCCAUGCUUCGAAUAUACCCCAUUGACUACAUUGCUCUGUUGCCUGUCACUCAGCCACUGCCUUACCCAUUCAACAAUAUUGGAAUCCAAACUUAAAGAUUGCUAUUAACAAAAGUGUCAAAAGCCUUACUGAAAUCUAGGAAAGCAAUGUCUACUGCACCACCCUGAUUUAUUAUUUUAGUUACCCAAUCAAAAAAAUCGAUAAGAUUAAUUUGCCAUGAUCUGCCUUAAGUAAACCCAUGUUGUCUCUGAUCUUGAAAUCCAUGUGAUUUUAGAUAUUCAGCAAUCCUAUCCUUUAACAUGGUUUCCAUUAUUUUCUACACUACUGAAGUAAGGCUUACUGGCCUGUAGUUGCCCGACUCCUCUCUACUACCUUUCUUGUGAAUGGGCACAACAUUUUCUAACGUCCAAUCUUCUGGGACUACUCCUGUUAACCCCUUAACGCCGUUACGGCGUUCUAUGCCGCCCAGCAUUAAAAGGGCUUUAAAGCCGUUGCGGCGGCAUAGAACGCCGUAACGGCUUUCAGCCCCUGGAGCUCCAAUUUACUCACCUCCGCCGAGAUCUUCUUCUGGAGGGCUGCCUGACAGCCCAGGCAGCCCUCCCCCGGCAAAUAUGGCCCUCCAUAGCUGGCUGUGGAUCUGCCAGCAGGGGGACUGUCUGAAAUGUCAGACAGUCACCCUGCUGGUGGGAAAGUAAAAAAAAAAAGAAUUAAGCGUGUCAAAUUAAAAUAGAAAUUUAUAUAUAUAAAAUAUAUGUAUAUCUAUUAUAUAUAUUAUAUAUAUGUAACGUCAUACAAAGUGUAUUUUAAUAUUAAUAUAAGUACAUAUAUUAGUAUUAAAAUACACUUAGAAUGACGUUACAUAUAUAUAAUAUGUAUAUAUUAUAUAUAUAAUAGAUAUAUACGUAUAAUUACAAUAAUAAAUAAAUAAAAUAUUGAAACAAAAUUUAAUAUAAAUUAUAUAUUCAUAUGUAAUUUCAUUCUAACUGUAUUUUGUUAUUAAUAUAUAUAUAUAUAGGUAACAAAAUACACUUAGAAUGACAUUCUAUAUAUAUCUAUAUAUAUAUAUAAAAUACAAAUAACCGCAAAAAUAUAUAUAUAUAUAUAUAUAUAUAUAUAUAUAGAUAAAUACAUAUAAUUACAUAAAAGAUUAUAUUAGUAUACACGUAGAAUUUAAAUACCUAUAAAUGCAUAUAUAUUAAAAUUCUACGUGUAUAUUUAAGUAAUCUUUUAACAUAAUUAUGUGAUUUGAUUAAUUCAAAUUUGAUUGACAUGCCUGACAACACAGGGAGAAAGUGCAGAGAAUUUAAUUUGCAAGCACUAUAUUUGACCCUGUAACUCUCCAAAACACCAUAAAACCUGUACAUAGGGGGUACUGUUUUACUCGGGAGACUUCGUUGAACUCAAAUAUUGGUGUUUUAAACUGGUAAAUUGUAUUACAACGAUGAUAUUUUAUGUAAAAGGGAAAUUUUUUGCAUCUCUUACAAACGAACGGCACUUUUAUGGACUAUAUUAUUGUUGUAAUAUGUUUUACUGUUUUAAAACACUAAUAUUUGUGUUUAGUGAAGUCUCCCGAGAAUAACAGUACCCCUCAUGUACAGGUUUUAUGGUGUUUUGGAAAGUUAGAGAGUCACAUGUAAGGCUUGCAUUUCAUUUUUUGACAUUGAAAUUUGCCAGAUUGGUUAUGUUGCCUUUGAGAGCAUAUGGUAGCCCAGGAAUGAGAAUUACCCCCAUGAUGGCAUACCAUUUGCAAAAGUAGACAACCCAAGGUAUUGCAAGUGGGGUAUGUCCAGUCUUUCUUAGUAGCCACUUAGUCACAAACACUGGCCAAAUAUUAUUUUUUUGCUUUUUUUCACACAAAAACAAAUAUGAACGCUAACUUUGGCCAGUGUUUGUGACUAAGUGGCUACUAAAAAAGACUAAACAUACCCCACUUUCAAUACCUUGGGUUGUCUACUUUUUCAAAUGGUAUGCCAUUAUGGGGGUAAUUCUCAUUCCUGAGCUACCACACCGUCUCAAAGGUAACAUUACUAAUCUGGCAAAUUUCAAUUUGAAAAUGGAACGUUCUAUAAUUGACCCUGUAACUUUCCAAAACACCAUAAAACCUGUUAAUGGGGGGUACUGUUGUACUCGUGAGACAUCGCUGAUUACAAAUAUGUGCAUUUUUUUGCAGUAAAACCCAACAGUAUUAUGAUAUUCACAGCUAAAAUGUCAGAUGGAAAUAGAAUUUUUUUAAAAAAAUCUUAUUUUCUCACAUUUUUUAAAUUUUAUUCAUAAUAAAUUAUGUUCCAUAUAUGAAUAGUUAAUGAUAAAUUAAAGCCCUGUUUCUCCUGAACAAAAUGAUAUAUAAUAAGUGUGGGUGCACUUAAUGUGACAGCGGUGAAUUACGGUUGAACAGACAUAUAGCACAAAUUCCAGUUUUUGUUUACGUUUUGUUUUGAUCAGAACGUGCACUGUUGACUCCGUCCUGAAGGGGUUAACAAUGAUUGGUAAAUAAAUCCAUUAAUGGUUUUGCUAGUACACCACUAAGCUCUUUUUAAUAACUUUGGGUGCAUUCCACUUAUUUGUCUUUACUUUUGACAGUUUAAAUCCUCCUCUGUAAACUCACAUGUAACAAAUUACUAAUUUGUCCUUUUUCCUAAACCUUCAUUUUUAUUUGUCAAUACUGAACUAUUCAUUGAGGCAGUCAGCUAGACCUUUAUCCUCUUCUACAUAUCUUCCUUCUUUUGUUUUUAAUCUAACUAAUCCUUGUUUUACCUUCCUUUUCUCAUUUAUGUGGGUUUCCAGAGUUCCAUAAGACUAUCUCUUUUUUCCCCAAAAGUGAGGGAAAAUGUCUGGUGCUGCCUUAUGGAGCUUAUGUAUUACCACAGAGCCGUCUGCCGUCCAGAACUGAGUCUCUUAGCGGGAUGAAGUGUGCACACCGAGUGCGCAUUACCCUUCAAACCCGCCAAAAACCGAACCUCGAAAUAUUAGUUCCCUGGAUCAUGAGCCACAGAAGGCCGCCCACUAACGCCCAAGACAUUGCAGCAAGUAAUUAUGGGACAAGAGGAGGGGGAGACACUAUGGGACAAGGGGAGGGGAGGAGACACUAUGGGACAAGGGGAGGGGAGGAGACACUAUGGGACAAGGGGAGGGGGACACUAUGGGAGAAAGGGAGGGGAGACACUAUGGGACAAGGGAGGGGAGACACUAUGGGACAAGGGAGGGGAGACACUAUGGGACAAGGGGAGGGGGGACACUAUGGGACAAGGGGAGGGGGAGACACUAUGGGACAAGGAGGGGACACCAUGGGAGAAAGGAGGGAGUAUCUAUGGGAGAAGGGACACUCAUGGGACAAGGGGAGGGGAGGAGACACAUGGGACAAGGGAGGGAGACACCAUGGGACAAGGGGAGGGGGGACACUAUGGGACAAGGGGAGGGGGAGACACUAUGGGACAAGGGCAGGGGGACACACUAUGGGAGGGAAAGUGCACUAUGGGACAAUGGGAGGGGGGACACUAUGGGAUCAGAACACUAAUGGACAAGGGGAGGAGGGGUUAAAGAACACUAUGGGACAGGUUAGGAGGGGUUAAAGAACACUAUGGGACAGGGGAGGAGGGGUUAACAAUCACUACGGGACAGAGGAAAGGGGGGUUAAAGAUCAUUAUGGGACAGGGGAGAAAAAAAAAUAUUCUGAACAAACUGUCCCAUGGUAAGAAACACUAUGGAACAGUUUGUUCAGAAUAUUUUUUUUUCUGGGUUUCCUCCUCUAAAAACUAGGUGCGUCUUAUGGUGAGGUGCGUCUUAUGGAGCGAAAAAUACGGUAUCUAAGAAAUGUUUUGUUCCCCUUUUUUAUUGACUGCUAUUUUCUCUUCAGUGUGUGAUUUGGAAGCUCUUAUAACUUGCCUCUUUCUGCCUAAUCUUAUAGAUCUGUCUAUCUAUCUUCCUCGCUCUGGUUUUUUUUAUAAUUACUAAAUGCUAACGUUUUAGUUUUUUUACUAUUUUAGCCACAUCUGCGGAGUACCACAGUGGUUUCUUUAUUUUUUUGCUUUUACUGACAAGCCUAAUGCCAUUUUCUGUUGCCUUCAGCAGUGCAACUUUUAAAUAACCCAGUUUCUAUGGGACUCCUUUUAAAUUGCUCCAGUCUGAUAAUGACUCCUUUACACAUAUUCUAAUUUUAGAAAAGUAUAUUUUUCUAAAGUCUAAAACUUUUGUUUUUGUGUGGUGUGACUCAGUCACUGUUCUUAUAUUAAACCACACUGACUCAUGAUCACUGGAUCCUAAACUUUCACCUACAGUAAUAUCUGAUGGCAGAUUUGGCUAGGCCAUGCAGCGCUGUCUGACCCCCUUUCCUGUUUGUGUUUAUGGAUGGUCUGACCUUUAUUCUGCAAGUCACCUUCAUUUAGACAAUUUAUAACAAAUAAAACUAAACUUGAAAGACCAAAUUAUGUUCCAGUGAAAAAGAUAUUCUUAUAAUAAAUAUACAGGUAGAAAGAUAGAAAUACAGAAUGUCAUAGUCACUGCACCAGUAAUUAUUCAACAUCCUCUUUAUUUAUGUUACUGACAUAAUUUUCAAUUUUGGGUAAAGUAAAUCUCUGGAAGAACACAGAAACCAGGAGGUGCAACUUGUGAACGAAAUUGAGGCAGGAAAACUCAGAAUGCAGGAGGUUAAUGAUGAACUGAAAGACAUAGUUGGAGAACUGCAGAAUGCACACAUAGAGUUUCAUGAAGGAAGUCGACAAAGGAUGAGAGCAGAGAUUUUAGAGAGCAUGAAAAGAAUGUACCCCGAUUCUGUGGUAAAUAAUUGAAUCCCAGCUGUCUUAUUAGAGUUUCAAGGCUUAUUUAUGCAGCUUCCAUUAUGAAUAGUGUAGUGGAAUCAUAGAAUGUGUUCUGCUUAGUGAAUCUUAGAGAAAUUUUGUGUUCUUUGUUUCAGUUUGGCAGGUUAUUUGAGCUCUGUCAUCCGAUUCAUAAAAAGUAUCAUUUGGCUGUUACCAAAGUCUUUGGCAGAUACAUGAAUGCCAUUGUUGUGUCUACGGAGAAAGUGGCUAGAGAUUGCAUCAGAUUCCUUAAAGAAGAAAGAGCCGAGCCAGAGACCUUUCUGUCCUUGGAUUACUUGGAUGUAAGUAUUGAUUCUCAUACAUGCACCUCACAUGCAAUCUUCAUAUGGCAUUAUGACUUUAAUCUGCUGGAAAAUGACUGAACUUUAAUGUAUUAAGUAAUUCCCUUAUUACUCCAUUGUACAGCGCUAUGGAAUUUGCUGGCAUUAUAUAAAUAAUAAUAAUACUAAAUAGAACUUUAUCAUUGUGAUAUUUUACAGUACAUUUCAAGGUGAAUGACAGUGUAUUAAAGGAAGUUGUGGCUAAUAAGAUAUUUUAAACCUUUUUAGAGCUAUGAACAUUAUUUUGUUAUUUUUAUUGUUUUAUUUGGUUUGUUAUUAUUUUGUUAUUUUGACUACAUAAAAUACCAAGAGUCAAUUCUUCCAUUUAACUUACAAACGGAUAAGUUUUCUUUUUGUUUUGACAGUUUUUUCUUUAUAAUGACUAGUCUACAGAAAUUUAGAAAAUGGAUAUGCUAAAGUGCUUAAAGUGUUACUUUAAAUUUUCUUCUCUGUAGUUUUUCUUAAUUUCUGCCCCAUGGUUCCCAGUAAGAUAAUAAAGAGCUAGGCCUAUCUGAUUUUGAAAAUUGAUUCAUAUGCUUUUUUUUCCAAAUUAUUUACUCAUAAUGUAGAAAUAGAAAUACUCAUUCCGUUGUACACCAGUAUGAGAAUGUGAUAAGCAAUCUUUUUGAUUUGUAAAUCAGUGCAUGACGGAUACAUGCUUUUGUGUUUAUGUGGCAUAACAAAUCCUGAAACCAAUUUUUAGAGAUUAUUUCUGGGUUAUUCACUAAAGUGAGAAUUGUUGGGAAUUUAUAGUGAAUUUCAAAUUUAUGGCUAAAAUAGCCAAAGUGGAAACUAUAUUAUGUUUCUAGUGAUGCUACUUUAGCCUUAAUUUGGAAAUUCCUGACAAUUCAGAGAAAAGGCUCUGCUUAUAUUUAUUGCCUAGGAACACCACUAGUGGCAGCCACCCAGCCGGCCACUGGAGGUGCUUCCUGGAUCAGUGCUGCACUGUGUGCACUACUGACGUUUAGAGUCUCCAUGCUUUGCACAGAGACGCUGAACGCUCCUCAUAGAGAUGUACUGAUACAAUGCAUCUCUAUGAGGAGAUUCCUAUGGGAAAGAAUUGGAUUGGCUGAGAACAAUUUUGAAAAAGGCGGGAUUUGGUACGCCUCAACGAGAACAGUGCAGCACUGGAAAAAAGGAGAGUAAACUACCUUUUUAAACUUAGGAGAGGGGGGCCAAGGACCUAAAUUAUGCUUUCAAAACUAUAUUGUCAGGAAUAUACAUUUGUAUUCCCAAUGAUAUAGUGUUUUUAAAAAAAAAAAAAAAAAAAAACACGAGAGGAGGAAACUUCAGUAUGUCAUUAGAUUGAGGAUACUGCAAAUAGGGAGAACAUGGAAGGGAUUUGAUGAAAAGUGAUAAGCACCUAAAUUGUAAUGCCUAUAGCCCCACUAGAGGUAUACUAGGCUCAUAGGUAGGUGACAAUAGACUAUUUGGAAGUUGUAAACUGACUCUGUAUUAUUUCUGUAUAGGGUAUAUUAACGUUUUUUGUUAACACUUUCAGGUAAAACCAAUAAAUGAAAAGCUCAGGGAAAUAAAAGGAGCCAAAAUGAUGAUUGAUGUGAUCCAGACUCCUAGCCCCUCUCUGAAGAAAGUGAUUCAGUUUGUGUGUAGUAAUGGCUUGGUCUGCGAGACAGUAGUGGAAGCCAGACAUGUCGCAUUUGAUGGCCCAGAAAGAAUAAAAGUAAGUAGCAGUCUCUCUUUUAUGGUCAGAUCACUUCCUGUGUCAGAUUGAUAUACCUAACAUUGCUUUAUUAUUUAUUUGAAACAAGUGGCCCUGUUUUUUUAGUAAUAUGCAAUAAACAUUUAUGUUAGUCUUUUUCUUUCUAAGAAUAGUUGUUCUUUUUAGCAGUUUGAAAGGUUGAGGUCUCCUCUUAAAGGGACACUUCUGCCUAAAUAUAAAAUUACAAUUUCUAAUAGAAAUCAGAACUUUUAUAAACUACAAUUAAAAGCUGAAGUUGUGUGUGUGUGUGGAGUGUUUCUUAACUUUAGAGAGCUGCAUGUCAGUAAUGUAUGAGUAUGUAUAAGCUUUUUUGAGCAAGUGUUGCUGCUCUUUAAAUUAUAAUUGUAGAUUAUGCUAACGAAGUGUAUUUAUCUUAAUUUUAGUAAUAACAGGAGGGGGUAUUUUGCAUAAACUUUCUUUACUCAUAACUCCAACAGCACAGAUCAAUCAUAAAAUCAACCAAUCAAAAAUAAGGUAACAUUCUCUAAAUAAAAUCCUGACAAUCCAAACUCAUCCUCCUUUCUUUGAUGUGAGUUAAGCAGAACAAAAUAUAACAGGAACAGGAAACAAACGGAAGAACUGAACAAUGACUCCAACAGGUUCCAGAGAGAGGACUCUGCGUGUAGUGAAGAGACCACCAAACCUGGUAAAAGAUGGCAAGGUUCAAACUGAAAAGAACAGAAAUAAAUGAAAGGCAAUGGUAACGGUGGUAUGUCAACAUGACAGCAACAAGCAAAAUUUUAUGCAAUGCUAACAUGCAGAGUAGAUUAUUUAAGGAACAUAACAAGACUAACCAUGAGUUACAUAAAAAUCAGAUAUGUGUAAUAUCCAAUUCUGAAACCCAUAAGAGAAACAGAAUAGAAUAUCAUCAACAGUACAGAAGGGUUGGAAUGAGAAGGGAGGGAAAAUACUUGCCUCUGUCAUUAUUAAGAUUAUAAGUACACUCCGUUAAAGAUGCGCCUGUCCAAAAAGCUUGCAACGCAGCAGCUCCACGUACGGAAUGAGUGCUGAAACAUGAUUCAACACCGACCAAGGUCAGAAGCCAGCGAACCCAUCUCGCUAGAGUAGUGGUAGAUACAGGCUUGUGUAGCUUGACAUAAAGGAGAAGUGGACCAUCUGGUGAACGACAAAAUGGAGCUGUAAUCUCCAUAUAACUUAGCAAUGCCUUAACCAUGCAAACUUGCAGAGCUGUAAUUUGUCUUUGUAGUCCGCGAAACCGAAAAAGAUACCCCCUCUGCUGUCCACGUCGAAAGCUCGAACGUCUUCUACCCGUAGGAAGGAGACCAGACAAACUAUUUAUCUAAAGAAGACAAGUAAUUAAAGAUGAUAGGAAUAGGCGCUGUAAAGGGAUCGGAGUCCCCAUCCAAAUAUAAACUAGUCCAUUUGUUCCAGGCAGAGAGGUAACUUUGUCUAGUGCCUUUCACCCAUGAGUCCCAUAACAGGUCCUUAGUGGUCUGCAAUAGGCCGUCGACAGACCAAGAUCACCUGAAAUCGUCUAGACCACAAGGUCUAGUCGUUCUUGAAGGACGAGGGGAUGGGGUUCUCCCUGGGGAUCGGACAGAGGAAGCGAGAACGAUGGCAGAAGGAGAGGAUGGUUGUAGGACAAAUCCAACAGAUCCAGAAACCAUGCUUGUCUCGGCCACAGUGGAGCAACGAGGAGUAGAGAAAUCCUCUGAACAUGAAUCUGGUACAGAACCCUUGCCAGCAUUGAGAACGGUGAUACUGCGUACACCCCUACGGGCGGCAUCCACUGCCUCAGGUUCUGGAACUGAGAGCCAGCUGAAAAACCUUGAAAGUUGGCAGUUGGUACAGGAGACAAAAAGGUUGACCCUGCAGUCAAAUAGCUUGUGGAAGCUCGUGAAGCUGCCAGUUCCUUCCAUCCCGCCAAUGACAAGACUACCAAUCUGCUAGGAAGUUGGAAAUUCCCGGAAGGUACUUUGUAUGUCUUUGGUCGCUUUUCAACAGUGCUUGAAAGCCGGCCCCGGUUUAUAUAGUGGACUGCUGAGACGUUGUCCAUGCGUAACCAGGAUGCAACAAUUGGACAUUUCAUGGGCUAGACUGCGAAUAUCAAAGGAGUCUGCAUUCCGUUCCAGGAGGUUGAUAUGUAAAUCGGUCUUCUUGUCUAGCCACAGUCCCUUUGUGGAUGAGUCCACACAAUGUGCUCCACAGCCCUAGAGGAUUGCAUCCGAUUCCACCACAAAAUCAGGAGAGGGACUAAAUAUGGCCUUUCUGUUCAAUGCCUGCGUAUGGAGAAGCCACCAACGAAGCUCUGUCUGCACCUCAGAGAUGAAAGGCACCAUCUGGUCAUAUGAGAGGCCUGAGCGCAGGUGGUGUGCUUUCAACCGUUGCAUGGCUUAGUAGUGUAGAAGUAGUGUAGAUUGCCUGAAUAUAAGCAGAUAGGAGACUCGUUAAUUGAGCUAGGAGAUAAAGAGGGAUGUGGUCCAUCCACAGUAUCUUCCUAAUCUCCCUCCGGACAGGUGCGAUAUUUCAGAAAGGCAGACGAAGUACACAGGAGAUUGAGUCAAUCUCAAAUCCCAGAAACUGAACAACUUGAGAGGGUUUCACAGCCGAUUUGUAGUGAUGCACUACAAAACCUAGGUCCGUGAAAUAAAGGAUUUGGCUAACGGGCCUAUCCCCUUGCAUGGGUCAUGCCAUAAAGAUCACGACCAUCUGGUCGAAUUUCAGUGUGACCUCCAUUUUGUCGGGGAGUAGAGGUCGUGAAUAUUCAGCUCACAUUGAGCUCGGAUCUCACAGUCUAUGGGUUUACGUAUCCAGAAAUGAACAAACUUUGUUGGCUCCAUUGGAAUGAUCUCGUUAUCUGAUCGUUCUUAGUUUGAACAGUGGACAACCACGAGCGUUCAGGAAAAACCUGUCAUCAUCCAGCGGGUAGGAGCCCCGGAUGUCACCAUGUCUCCAGGGGAGGCAUGUCUGGCCAGCCAUCCUCAUCAUCCAAUAGGGAAUUGUGCGCCCGCCCUUCAUUCAGCACUUCUUAUGCGGAUGAAAGGUAGGCGUUUUCCCCUUUGGAGGAUAGCACCAGAGGGAGUAGCUGCAACGAUGAUAGGCCUGACAGGGAGACCCCCUGCUAACACAUUUGGGGCUUGCCCAGGUUAUUAAUAGUUAGUGAAAUACCACCGAGGCAUGUAGAUGAAGGUGUUGGUGAAUUAGUAGGACAGCUCACCACUCACAGCCAGCUGUAGUAAGCAGCUAAUAUGUAAAAGGGAAUUGCAACCUUAUCAAUAUGUGCAGAUAUUUACAGUUCUUAAGAGUAAAGGGGGCUCACCCCUAUAAAUUACCAUGAGGACUGCUACUGAUUCCAGUAGUGCAGGCAGACCAACAAGUCCCAGAUGCGAGAUGGGCUAAAUUCCGGUUGUAGAACACAAUUCAGGCAGUGUGUAACAGCCUGAAAAGAGAACCAAGAUGGCUGCCGUGAAUCUCGUAAUAUCCAAGAUGGCCUCCACGCAUGAGAACCCGCCAGUGGGAGAAAGGCACUAAGAGAAACUGGAGUCCCAGGGCAAUGCCAGAGAGGCCUAAAAAAACUAAAUAAGCCAAAGUGAGAAUGGUAGAGCGAGGUGGCAAGGCCAGGUAGAAUUCUAAAUCCUAAAAAUUCUAAAGUGAUUGUGGCGGACCACCUGGCACCCCGACUGGGUGCCUCUGCCAAUCGCUUCCUAGCUGUCGACGAGUACCAUAAGCACUGCACUGGACACCACAAGCACCUAGCCCCUUAGCCGCCGCAGCUUGGCUGUGGUCUCGCCGUCCCUUCCCACCCUGGACCAAACUCCUGGAUCCAGCUCCCAGUGGGAAGGCCUCACCUCCAAGAGAGUAUAGCAGGUGUAGCAGUGUAGCUCUUACAAGAGCUGGUGAUUAUAGCUGGUAUAGCGAUUCCCUACAAACAUGAGAUGAGACUCUACGUUGAGAUAAGCAGGAACUUGUUUCAUGGUAGCCACAACUGGCCUUAUAUGCAGGUUCCCAUGCAAGGGGCACUCCCUCCUGGACCUGAGAGUAAACCACAGUAGAAACAAAUACACAAUUACAUUGGCUCUCAGAUCCAGGAUACUCCCAUACAUAAUAAAAUAAUCCCUCCUCUGUGACUGGGAGAUAAUUGGACCAGGAACUGUACUAAUCUAAUCCAAUUAUCUCCAAGCACAGAAAAGCAUGCAAUACAACAAAAGUACCCCUAAAACACAAGGAAACCCCACAAUAGUCAUAUCCUCUGAUAGCCCCAAUCUAGGGAACCAACAUAUCCAAAAAUCACCCAGAUCGGUUCAUGGGUUCGGGAUUUCCAUGGAAAUCAUAAUUUUGACUGAUCGUGCACAUGGUCCUAUGCCCAAAACAGUUCCAGGGAAUUAGGGCCAACGGUCGGUCUCUCUUUAUGGAGUACAAAAGUACAUAAAUCACAUACGUUUUUAAAGGGCAAAUAGUCUUUUGGCAGGAGGCUGGCCAGCAGGCCCCACCAAGAACACGUGGCAGAGUCAUUUCUGCCACAGUGAUGGCACAGAAAUUAAUUAUAAGAAACAUAAAAUGUGAGAAAUGACAGAACUGAAAUCCCACACAAUGUAAAAAAAGACAACACAGAGAGCUAAUACUCUGACCUGGGCACAGCAGGAGCAGCAAAGAAAAAAAAAAGAGUAGUUUGGACUGUCAGGAUUUUGUAUAGAGAAUGUUACCUUGCUUUUGAUUAUUUUAUGAAUGAUCUGUGCUGCUGGAGUUUUAUCAUGUGUACAUGUGUGUGUAUUAUAUUUGUUUGCAAAAAAAGUUGAUUUUGCUAAUUAAAUCAGCAUUUCAACAAGCAUGAUAUCAUUUCAUUUUUCAGACUGUUGCACUAGAUGGAACAUUAUUUUUAAAGUCUGGCGUUAUUUCUGGAGGAUCAAGCGAUUUACGCUUCAAAGCAAAACGCUGGGAUGAAAAAGAGAUACAUGAAUUGAAAGAGAAAAGAGAUGCAUUGAUCAAUGAGCUCAGAGUAAGCCUUAUACACAUUUUACCAUGCACACUUUACCAACAGUAAUGACAAGAGGUGAAGCCUAUUUUUUAUUGGAAAAUAACCUUGCAAAUAAAAAUUCUUAAACCCAUAUCUGCAACAAACCUUUACUUUAAGGAUGAAUAAAAGAAGUUUAUUCUCCAAACAGUGAUGUUUAGUCAACUGAAAACUGAAAUGCAAUUUUUAAGCCCCAAAAUUUUCCAAAUCUCAGAUUUUUUUAAUUAUAGCCUAAAUUUUGCAAUUCAUAUUUCAGUACACCACUGCUUAGUGCAUAGUGAAUUUAAUCCUAACCUUCUUAAUAAUAAAACUUGUAUAGUUGCCACAUGUGGAAAGGUUAUGGUGACCAACACCUGGAUAAGUGUAAAUAAAGGAACAGAUAAUUCAAUCCUGUCAACAUCUACAGCAUUCAUAGCACUGUCUUCACACUUUAUAUUCCGCUUACUACAUUUUAUAUUUAAAUGGGUAUAUAUCUUGCCUUAUUUGCACUUCAGUCUCAAUUUAAAAUAGGUUAUAGUUAAGUUUCUUAUACAGUUUGUUUGUUCAUAUGUGUUUAUUGACUGUCACUUCCUCCCUGCUCUGGCCAUCGGUAGUCAGGCCAUGUUGUUUAAGUGUCUUCUGUGGCUGGAUCCAGUUGAUUUUUUCUUUCUGUUUUUUUCUUGAUUUGUUAAACCAUCCAGAAAAUUUACUAAAGUGAGAAUUGUCAGAAAUUCAAAAGGGAUUUCAAAUUUAAAUCCAAAAUAGCUGAACUGGAAAACUUUAAGUAAACUCUGCUUUCAAUUCAGCUACCAUGGUCUCAAAUUUGAAAUGCCAACAAUUCUCACUUUUGGUGAGUAACCCUGCUAUAUUUUCCACUCUUAGGAUCUAACAAAAUUAAGGCGGAAGGAAAGUGAUGUAAAGCAAUUGCAAGCCCAGUCCCAAGGAACCCAGACUCGUCUCAAAUAUUCACAGAGUGAACUUGAAGUGAUUAAGAAGAGACAACUUGUCAACUGCUCAAUGGUAAACACACGUUUUCUGUGCCCUAACAUUGAUUUUUCUUUUCUUCUUUUAUGAUGUCAAUGAUAUCUGAAUGUACAUUAAUCUCUGUCAAAAUUAUUCAUUUUGGAGGCAGUAUGCCCCCCCUCCCCCCUCAUUAUCAUUAUGGCCCCACCCACCGCCCGGGGUUGGGGGCCGGGGGGGACGAGGACAGUAGGUAGUAGUAGUUUUUUUUUUACAUUAUCACUAUGGCCCCCACCCGCCGCCCAGGGGUGGUGGGGGAGGACAGUAGUGUCGUCCCGUCCCGUCCCCCUCAUUAUCACUAUGGCCCUCGCCCGGGGGGGAGGGGGAGAGAGACAGUAGGUCCACCGCCCCUCCCUCAUUAUCAUUAUGGCCGCCGCCCAGGGGCGGGGGGUGGAGGACAGUAGAUCCCCCGCCCCCCUCAUUAUCACUAUGGCCCCCACCCGCAGCCCAGGGGUGGGGGAGGACAGUAGGUCUCCCUCUCAUUAUCACUAUGGCCGCCGCGCGGGGGCGGACAGUAGGUCCCCCACCCCCCUCAUUAUCAUUAUGGCCCCCACCAACCGCCCGGGGGGGGGUGGAGGACAGUAGGUCGUCCCCCCAUUAUCUCUAUGGCCCCCAACCGCUGCCCAGGGGUGGGGGGGGAGGACAUUAGGCCCCCUCCCCAUUAUCACUAUGGCCCUCACCCGCCGCCCAGGGGUGGGGGCCGGGGGGGAGGACAGUAGGUCCCCGUCCCCACCUCUCAUUAUCAUUAUGGCAGGAUAGUAGUUUUUUUUUUUUACAGUGAGGAGCCACAGGCUGCUCACUGUUUAGUGGACAUGCCCCUACUCGCGGUAUAGCAAGUAGGGGCAUUGGGGAGAUUUUAAUCUCCCUUAUGCUAUUAUGGGGGUCAUAUUGACCCCCAUAGAGUGAGGGGGGACCUGGGGGGCUUAGGAAGUGGCGGGGAGCACUGCUCCUUGCUGCUUCUAUAGUUACAUAUUACAAAGAGGGAGCUGUGCGCCAGUAGCUCCCUCCUUGUAAUAAACUGAACGAACACUGAAACACAGUGUUAGAUUGUUCGUCUGAUUUUUCUAUUCAUUCAUUCGUCUUUCUGAUGAAUGAAUGAAUGGAUGAAAUUUCCGUUCGCAUGUCCAAGUGUAUCACUGGGACUUCAUCUACCCACACAAAGAUGGCGUCGCCCUGAAUAUAGAUCGGGGCAGAAAAUAAAGAUUAUAAAAUAGGUAAUAUGGGGGGCUUAGGGGCAUUUGGGGGUGACUAGGGGGUCAGUUAGAUGUAGUGGAGUGGAGACGGGGGGUUAAAAAAAAAACGGGAUUCGGCAUGACAGUGCCGCUUUAACAGUUUGGAUCAGCAGUGACUCCAUACGUGAAUGCAUUCUCAUCCAGGUGAUCUUCAACAAGGAGCUCAAUACAGUUGUAAUGUAGUGCUUAUCCUAAAAAAAAAAAUCUGUAUUUAUCUCCAGUUACCAUAUAUCAAAACGUAUUAGUGAUCUGGUACUGGCAUUACUCAUCUCAGGAAGAUGUAAAAGCAUGUUUUAUGAAAACAUGAUACAUUAUUGAAAUAUGAUACAUUAACUAAGCUCUGAAUUGUAAUGCAACAAAAUCCAAAUUGCAAAAUUUAGUGACUUGGUGAGUUUUGUUAAUUUUUCAAAAUCGGCCAUUGUUGCAUAAAUAUUGGCUAAAAUUCAGAGUUUAUGGAAAUAUCUGUUUUAGUAAGCAAGAUGUAAUCAAUACCCUGUCCUUCUUAAUUCCCCUUAGGAGAAAUCAAGGUUAGAAAGUGACUUGGCAAACAUUGCUUCUCAGCUUACAAUGCUGAAGGAAGAGAUUGAUGUCCGAACAGGGAAACUAGAAGACCUUCAAGAACAAAUGAACAAGGUGGUUAUAUAUGUUUUUAGUUUUGGAAUUUUUGUGUUGUUUUUUUAGUAGAGCAGUGUCAGGAAUGGGUGAAUUCUCCCCAUAUUAUUUCUGUAAGAUAUUUCCAAGUGUAUGUGCAAAUCAGAGUGCAAGUAGAUUGUGAAAGGAUUGCUGUGUGGAGAAAAGUCAUGGUGAGAGUGCUUGGAAUGAAAGGCUUGAACAAUCCCACUAACCAAAAAUGUCAAGGCUGUCAUAAACCCUUCCAGGUCUCCAGUAUUAAACAUUUCUAAACCCUUUUGUGAAGUUAUAUACAUAUAAAAUAUAUAAGGUAGGAGAAGACUUGAAACAAAUGUGUAGCACUAAUUUAAAUAUAGGUCUCUUAGCAUUGGUAAUGGUGUUCUUAAAUUGUCUCUCUCAUGUGUAAGUUUUAGCAGAAAUCUGUAGUGUUAGUUUUUCCUUUCCAUGUAUAUAUAUGUUAACUUCACUUUCUGUACUUUCACCUUUGUCACUCACAACAUACUACUCAUUGGCUUUACUGCUGCCUGAUCUCAGCCAUUAAUCAAGUCACCCAGCAGGAAAGAAGAGGCCAAUCGGAAUUCUGAUAUUGCAUUCCAGAAAUAAGAGAUAUAUAUAUAUAUAUAUUGUCAGAAUUUUUUAGUUUGUUUGGUACUCGGUUUUUGCCUUUCAGGGACUGGAAAACACAUUCCAUAUUUCAAACACUGGAGUUUUCUUUUCCAAGAUAAACAGGGUUUUUCUGACGUUUCUCUUAUCCAUGUCAUUAGCAUUAGAGUAUUGUGUCUUCCUUUAAGCCUAUGAGUUAUACUGCCUUUAACACUCUCAAUGUCAUCUGACCUGGAAACUAAAUUGGAUUGGGCCUGUUUAUUCUUACCAUGGCAAUUUGUCCAUCAGCAAUGUAAAGUAGUAUAUGAUUUGUUCUUUUUGGUCCAUGCUCUUUGCUACUGCGUUGUUCAUUGUGUCAAGUCUCUAAAAGUAAUCUUAUUUUUUUAUUCGUCAUUUAUUUUUUCAAAUAUCAUAUACGCCAAUGCUUCUUUGUGAAUGCAGUUCAUCUUCAUUGCCGUGGUGCAUUCCACAAGGGCUAGGAGUGCUUCCUAGCAGAUUUCUACCAUUAAGUAUUAUAAUGUCAUAUCUAGGUGGAGGACAAAGUGUUUAAGGAUUUUUGUGAAGAGAUUGGAGUGUCCAACAUCCGGGAAUAUGAGGAAGAACACGUAAAGCAACAGCAAGAGGCAGAAAAGAAAAGGUUAUUCUGUUUGAGAAUGUAAUACAGUUGUAAUCAAAUUAUUCAACACCCUUUGAAAAUAAAGUUUAGUGUCAAAAUUGACAGACUUUCAGCUCUAUGCAAUGAACACAUCAAACAAAAGCAAAUGAAACCGCUAAACACAAUGAAUGGUUCAAGUGGCUUCCCUAAAUUCAACUGAAAAUGCAACUUGUAAUGACUUCUCAAUUCUCAAAAUUAUUCCACCCCUGAAUAGAAUCCCUCAUAACAGCUCAAAUAUGAAAAACAGGUGUAAUGCAACUAAUCAAGGGCUCCAUUAGUUGUGCUUUAGCUGGAACACUUGAAAUACCUGAACUGGACUAGUUGAGUGUCACGUUUGACUGCAUGUUAGAAAUAUGGCUAAGUCAUAAGAAUGGUCUACAAAGUUAAGAGAAGAGAUCGUCACCAUUCACAAACAAGGAAUAUGAUCCAAAAAAGAUACUAGAGACACCAUUGGAAGCAUAGCUUGCAAGUUCAAAGUCGAAGGAACAGUGGUUACACAACAUCUGGAAGUCUGUAAAUUUUGACAAUAAACCUGAUUUUUAAUGUGGACUGAAUAAUUUUGAUUACAAUUGUAUGUGUGAUUUAUGUGUUAAACAUAAUGAGUGAAUGUAUUAUUUGACAAACCAUUAUUAAAUAGGCAUUAAUUAACCAUACAUUUUACAACCUGUUUUACACCAUAGGAUCAUUUAUAAAAAAUGAAAAAAAUGUUGCUGAAGUGGUCCCUAAUACACAGGUGUUCGAAAAAUUGUAGCUUGUGAUUGUCAUCACAAACAAUAUAAUUUAAUGUAUACAUUUUGCAGCCACAUUGUUAAUUGACAUAAAUACAUUCCUACAUAACACAGAAGUCAUCUACCUUAUAUGUCUACUAUACCUUCAGGGAAAUGUAACAUGUAUUUGGGACAGUAGUAAGGAUUGGGUGUGCUAUCCUGAUAAUUGGAGGAAAUGUAAAAUGAGAUGCUAAAUAAUGCUCAGCUGGAUCAGGAUUCACCAGUCCUCCAUAAGAAACUAAACUAAAGAAACACUAAAUAAAAUAGUUGGGGGACCAGGAGCUACUUUUUAGGAUAUAAAAUGCAAUAAGAGAGAAGGCAGGGAGAAAGAAAAGGAAGGGCUCUAAUGCAAUAUGUGAUAAAAACAGAUAAUGUAAAAAUAGUAAAAUACCUAGGUGUUAAAGCUGCUGAAUGGGAGAUAAUCUAAAACACCAAACAAGAAUAAAUUAAAAAAACAAUAUAUGAACUAGGGUAGAUAAGACCAUACGUGCUCUAAUCCAAGUCCCAUAAAGGUCCAAAUGAAGUCCAAAAUAUAGCACACCCGAAUUUGGUGCCGUUGCAACAACUAAGCAGCCAUGCGGUAAAUGUAUGCUGAGCCCAAACAUGUUUGCUAAAAUUAUAUCAUACUUAAAAUUAAAUUUUACAGGUAGGUACAAAUAACCUAUGAUCUAGUCAAGGGUAAUGAUAUAAAUAUUCACUAGGUGUCCUUAGCAUACCUUCCAGUUACACUGGAUGUCUGAAUAACUUUUAAAGAAUUGAGCAAAUGUAGUAAUAAAAUUAUCCUCUUGGUGGCCUCGGGAUACCUAAAAACAUAAAGUGCAGUUUUUUAUUUGCUUUCUGUAUGAUUAGACACUUUAUUUGACAACAUUAAAAACACUCACAUUUCACAUUGGUUUAAAAGCCAAAUGGGGAAUAAAACCCUAUCUCCUGGUCUCUGAGAUGGCUGUGUAGUUCAAGCUAAAUGGCUGGGAGGACUUUCCUAACGUGUUUCAUUCAUUAGAGAUCCAGCCUCUGAAAGUGGAUCUCUAAUCCACAAAACAUCUUAGGUGAACCCUUGCACUUUUAACUACAACCAGUGAACGAUCACAUUUCAUCAAACAAAGCCAUCCGCCAAAGUGACUGUUUGGAACACACAACAACUUGGUCAUCAGCUUGGGCUGGGAGAACUGGAGCCCCUUUAAGAGGACUCUUAGUGCCGUGCACCCAUGUGUGUUCAACACACCAUGCAUAGAAAACAAAUAUAUAACAGAAAAAGUGGAGCAUUAUUUUCAAAUGUUUGUGUAAUUAAUAAGGAACCCCCAAAUAAUAUUGCCUUGUGUUUGUUUUUUUAAAGAUAUUCAUGUUCCACAAUGCGUACAUGUAAAAUAUAAAAUCAAAGCACAUAUAGUGCAGAUGGUUUAAAUCCUACAGAAAACAUUCUAUUGUAUUCAUUUUUAUUGGAGUUAAAUAAGUUUGCUGGUCAUUGAAUGCUGGAGAGUGGAAUUAUUGCGUAUGGGAGAGGUGGGUGACAACCUAUAUAAGUCACAUAUGCUGAAUAUACUAGCGUGGUUUAAAAGCUUUAGUAAAUGUGAGUGUGUGUGUAACAAUCAUAUUUCAUAUAUUUUUUACAUGAACGCAUUGUGAAACAUGGAGAACAUCCUAUUAAUAAACCACAAGGUAAUAUAAGUAUUUUUUAGGUUCUUUAUUCCUUACACAAACAUUUGAAAAUAACGCUUCACCUUCUCUAUUAUAUGUUUAUUUUGGACAUAUCCUGGACAUUUCAUACAGUAUAAUUAAAGAAGACUCUAUUUCCUGAUAUGCCUUUUAUGUUGUUUAAAAUGGGUACAACAUAUUGAGGCGGGCCAUACAAGUCCCGGGGAGGGUCUGGAAUAGCUAAGACCCAACACAAUCCCUAUGUGAAAACCCAGUCUUUCAGUACUCUGUCAACAGACAUUCCAGCGCUCCACCUUCAGAUUUUAUCAGCAGAAGAAUGGUACCAAUCUGUAGCCCACAAUCCUUGUGUGCUGGCCUCCCAGUGGGAAGUUGCUUCAAUUGCCAGACCUCCCCUGGUCAGGGCACUUUGACAUCUGUCGCAUGGUCUGCCAACCUAUUCACAGUACUCUGCCCUCCAGGUUUGUUGAAUUAACAUGUUAAUGAUGAUGUGUAAAUUCUACAUUAUCAAUGCUGCUGGUGAAGGGGAGUUCUCUGGGUGUCUCUGAGAGCUUGUUUUUUUUUCUUUUUUUCAAACCACUCUUAGGAGUUGGGGGAUGGUGGCCCUUUUUUACCAUAACCGCUACACUGAGCAGGAUCACCUCCCACUGACAUAGAUCACCUCAGAGAAUGCCUGAAUCAGGUCCCCCAAAUUACAGCAUCCUCCACAUUAGGAGCACUACAGCAUUAGGAAUAUAAGUAUGUGUUUUUUAUAAUGCUAAAGUGUUCUGCUCCCUAUUUAGAUUCAGGGCCCCCCUAAAAUAUAUAUUUUUUAAAAAUGUUUAACUUACUCUUUUUUUCAGCAUCAAGACUCACAUCAAGCGGCUGUUCAUUCAGUUUCCCGUGCCGUCUUCCUGGAGGUUGUCUCCUCUUCGUCUUCUCAUCCAAUCCAAAGCUUCUCAUAGUGGAACAUUUUUGGACGAGAAGUGCAUGUGCAGCAAGCGGCAGGCUCACCCAGUCAAAUGCUUCUCAUAGCGAAGUAUUUAAUCCAGUGCUUCCCUAUGAUAAGCAAUGGAGGACAUUCAAGGUCCUAAAGCCGUUAGUGAGCAUGUAGAAUGUCUGACUUGGUCAAAUGAGCACAGGCACCCUCUUUUGACUGUCAGGGAGACGCCCACUUCAGGAGGGUUAGCCCUGCAGUGUAUCUACAAAACAGCAGUUGUUUAUUUUGCAAGACGAAAACGACAGGGCAACUGCUUCCAGACCACUUCAUUGAGAAGAAGUGUUUUUUUUUUUUUUUUUUGUUUAAUUCUUUUUAUUAAAUUUUUCAUGAGAAUAUUAAUAGACAUAACAACACCUAGGGGAAGGAACCUUACAGAGAAAAAAUAAGGACUCCUAUCCCCAUUAAACAUACAAAAGUGUAAUGUUCUAUUUCAAAUUUCAUCAAUAGGCCGUCUAGAACACAAUAAUAUAGUAACAUUAAAGUCCCAUCAAGUGGGUGUCAUGGUCCAAAAACGGCCUUAAAAAGCCUUAUAGAUAAGACAGGCAAAGCCUUAUAGAUAAGACAGGCAAAGACAAAGACAAAACUGGUCAUAUAUAAUGCAGAUCCAAUACCACAUUUAAAUAAAACAAUAUGAGGACAAUAUGAGAAGAAGUGUUCUGUGUGCCAAAUAGUGAUCCUUUAAUGCCACUAUGCACAAUUUUCCCAUUGGCAAGGAAUUGUUCACUUUCUAUAUAUUAUCUAUUUUAUUAUUUAUCUAUUUUAGAUCGGAGUUUGAAAAUCAGAAGACUCGUUUAGGAAUUCAGCUGGAAUACAGCCGAGGACAACUUGAGAAGGAAGGAAGGAAGGUGGAAAAGCUAGAAGAGACAUUGCGUGUAGAACAAGAAGAAAUAUCCAAGCUAAAAAAAGUAGGAAUUUGUGCAGUAAACUGAACGACCACAGGAACACAGUCUUUGCUAAUUGUCAUUUUUUUAGCUAUUCAGGUUGCUUAACAAGACAUAAGGCUGUGUACUCUUGGAUAAAUACCCCAAAACAUUACACUUAACAUGAGUGCAACACUAUUACAGCUCAGGAAAACAGUUACCUGUGUACCAUCCUUUUACUGUGUGCUUUGUUUUGUUUUAUGUAUUUAAGCUGUUGUGGGAGUUUAAGUGCAGGGCUUUAUUUUGUGUGACUAUAACAGCUCUAUUCAUAAAGGAGCAUAAGACCAAAAACUACAUAGGUAACAGCUUUAUUAAUGCUGGAAGAGAAUAUAAGUGCAAGCCAUAAGAAAUGCACACGAUAGCAGAGGCCACCAAAUCCACUGUUAGAUUAAUACAUACCGCAAAACAAUCAAAAAGGACAGGGGAGUAAAAAAACAAGGAAACAUUAUGGCACAGAAAAUUUACUCAAAUAACACACAAUCAAAGAGGGUAAAAGAACACUCACAAACAUAAAUGCACAGAAAUAUGACUGUGCAAAAACAGCAUAAAUGCCUUACCGGCCAAGAACGAUCCAGCACUCAGUCUAACUGAUACAUCUGGGAAUAGGGCUUGCAGUUGCGUGGUCUCAAACUCAAAGGUUUGUCCAAGCUUCUCAAGUUGCCAGGAAUCUUUCUAUUACACGUAGAGUGUAAACAAAGAAUGGCUGUAUUGGGUUAAUUACCAACUUGAAGGAUACCACCUUAACAGUAAAUAUACCAUAACACUAGAGGCAUCAUUAAAAACUGUGCCAAUGGCAGUGUAAGGAUGCUGGCCUUUUAUCAAUGCCACAUGCUGUUUUGAAUUUAUCACUUCAGCUUUACCAUUCUUAAUGGGUGCCAAAAUUGUGAUCAUUCACUGUUGUAAAUAUAUGGACAGGCCUGAAUUUUCACUAGCCAAUUGUCUAUGACAACUAAGAAAAGUAGCAAUAGCAAAAAUCUGCUUUCCUUUUACUUUAAUUGAAAAUGGUUUGACAAUUAACUUUUACCUUCCUGACUAGUAACUUUUUCCAGUGGUUGUUGAACCUCGUUUCAUACAUUAAUUUCAGUGUUUGACAAAUGCCAUUUGCUUUUAUUAGCCAUGACCAAAAGAGAAAAGUCAGGCAAUAUUUUCAUAAGCGACACAUACUCCCUAAGCCAAUCUCACUCUUAGAUGUACCUAAUUAACGCACAAUCAUUACAAAUAAGCCACUCUAAUACUUACAUACCCCAUUAGCUGCACACUGUCAAACACAUGCACACUCCAGCAGCAGAGCUGGCCUUUCAGCCCCUAGUUUCCCAGAUUGCAUUCUGUUCAAAUGGUAGGAGGAAAUAAUGCCAUAUUGCAUUGACCCAUGGUUGUCAGUCAGGAUGCAGGAAGAAAGGGGAGCAGAAAAUCUGUCUCUGCAACCAUAGCAUGAAUGGCACAAGCUGUGUGUUUUCGUACCAUUGGGCCAUUAGGGGUGACUGAAAGAUAUCAUCUGAGUGACAGGAGCAGGAAUUCUCAGUGUCAGGUUUUUUCCAUAUCUGUGUUGAGCCAUACUUUAUAUGGAUGUUACAUGGGUGGUAGCUGAUCUGCCCAUAUUUAGGGUUCCUUAUAAAUCUGAUGGCAGACAGAGAAAACUUUGACACUGUUCCUCAGCCACAGCUGCGAAGAUAAGGCAUUGUAUGCUGAAUCGCAGUCUGUAGCAGAGCAGAAUGACUUGGUUUGAAGAAGGGAUGCCUCUCUGUGUCACUACACACCUGUAAUCCACAUAUACUAUGCCCUCCACUAAUAUUGGCACCCUUGGUAAAUAUGAACAAAGAAGACCUUUUGUUUUAAAAAAUUCUCAUUGAUAUUAAACAAUUGCAAACACAACACAUGUUUAUUAAAAUAAAUAAGUCUUUGGGACAAUUAUUGGCACCCUUAUAGCCAAUUAGUCCAUAUUUUGUGCUGCCUAUCUUUGCCAAGAUAACAGCUCUGAGUCUUCUCCUAUAAUGCCAGAUGAGGUUAAAGAAUACAUGACAAGGGAUACAAGACCAUUUUUCCAUACAGAAUCUUUCCAGACCCAUUUUAAUUUCGAGUUCACUGCUGGUGGACUGUCCUGUUCAGUUCACCAUUUUUAUGCUGAUUUUGAUGUAUGUUUUGGAUCAUUGUCGUCACCGUUCCACCACGGUCCAUUUUAAGCUUUCUGGUAGAUGCAGUGAGGUGUUCUUUAAUAUCUGUUGAUAUUUGAUAGAGUCCGUGAUGCCAUAAGAGCAGAGUAUUUUUGUGUAUUUUCUGAACAAUAUGUAAAAAGGUUAAACCGCAAAAUCAAUUUUUCUCAGCCUACAUUGCUAAUAUUUACCAAGGGUGCCAAUAUUAAUGGAGGGCACUGUACAUCGCUUAUGAAGCUGAACUAGAAAUAUUAGUGUGUAUAGGUCAGAACAAUAGAACAUCUAUGCAGGAUAGAGAGAAUGAUCCAAAUUAGUUCACACUCUUUUUCAAAAUGCAUAUAACGUUUCGAUUAAUCCAAAAUAGGAGGAAGCACGUGCUAUGGCUCUGGUGGAUGAAGGUUUACGACAGCUGCAGGAAUUUAAAAAUACCUUUACCUUCAAAAAAGCGGAAGUUGCAGAUGCCCAGAAAAAGGUCGAUGAGACACGAAAAAAAAUAUUAAGCGUGAACAGGUAAUGGAGAUUGUAAAAGCUGUAAACUGAACUAAACACUAUGAAUAUAAAAUUAAACAAUUAAUUGGUUCAAAACAAAAAUUUUAUUUUCUAACUUUUCAUGAAUUAAUUGUAUUAUUUCAGACCAUUCUGACUACUUUUAGCUAGUAUAUCACCUCUAAAAACCUGGUCAGUGCCUUGUGGUGUGUUUUUUCCAAUUCUUUAUGUUAUAUACAUUAAAAAAAUAAAAUAAAAGUGACAAAAAAAGAUCAAUGUAUAUAAAGUGUAUUAAGGUCCUAAAACAUUAUGAUGAAAUGACUAUGCUUACAGCUGAAAAGUGACUAAGGCAUCAAAAAGUGCAUAAAUAAAAGUCGUUGAGACGGAGUGAGUGUGCAAUAUCCCGUUGUGUAAAAAUUAAUCGACCCAGAGAAAGACAAUGAUAGAAAAUUAUACCUUUUUACAUUAGUAAUAUUAAUGAUUAAUAUAUAUACAACAUAAAGAAAUUGGAAAUAUAUUUGUAACGGAUGUAAAAGUCAUAUUGAUUUUGACAUGAUUAAAUUGUAUCAUUCAUAGCACUGUCACUUUAAUUUUUUUAGUUUCACACUUGACACGUGUACAUUUUUAUUAUAUUCAACACAGCUUCAGAUCUAUUUUUCCUCAGUUUUCACCUGCCAUUGCAAAAAUCUUAUAUUUUGGAUUUAUUAUAGCUGCAAGUGUGGGACAUGUGGUUCUUAUUAUAUUUGUUUGUUUGAAAUUGUUUAACCCCUUAAAGGACCACUAUAGUGCCAGGAAAACAUACUAAUUUUCCUGGCACUAUAGUGCCCUGAGGGUGCCCCCACCUUCAGGGUCCCACUCCCGCCAGGCUGGGUGGCAAGGAAAGGGGUUAAACUUACCUUUUUUCCAGCGCCGGGCGGGGAGCUCUCUGCCUCCGAUCCUCCUCUUCGGCUGAAUGCACAUGCACGGCAGGAGCUGCGCGCGCAUUCAGCCAGUCUCAUAGGAAAACAUUUACAGUGCUUUCCUAUGGACGCUGGCGUCUUCUCACUGUGAUUUUCACAGUGAGAAGCACGUAAACACCUCUAGCGGCUGUCAAUGAGACCACCACUAGAGGCUGGAUUAACCCAUUUAUAAACAUAGCAGUUUCUAUGAAAUUGCUAUGUUUAUAAAAAAAAAAAAAAGGGUUAAUCCUAGAGGGACCUGGCACCCAGACCACUUCAUUAAGCUGAAGUGGUCUGGGUGCCUAGAGUGGUCCUUUAAUCCCUUAAGGACUGGACUGUUUUUACGAUGUUGUACAUUUGCGACCAGGCAUAUUUUUACACUUUUGUGGUGUUUGUGUUUGGCAGUAAUUUUCCGCUCUCUCAUUUACUGUUCCCAUACAAAUUAUAUAUUGUUUUUUUCAGGACAAAAGGGGCUUUUUUUACAUACCAUUAUUUAUAUAAUCUCGUGUAUUUUAAUUUAAAAAAAAUAAAAAAAAUGAUGAAAAAUUGAAAAAAAUACAUCUUUUUUGACUUUUACUUGAAAAAUCAUCUACUCAUCUACAAAAGCGAAUGUUUAAAAAUACCCAGUGUUUACGUGCUUUUUUGCAUGUUAUAGGGCUAUAGGUACAUGUAGGAUAUUGCGGUUUCAAAACAUAAAUUUUUAAAAUUUAUCAAUAGUGACAUUGUAACACUAUUAUCUGUCAUAAAUCUCUGAAUAACACCCCACAUGUACAUAUUUUUUUUUAAAGUAGACAACCCAGGGUAUUCAAUAUGGGGUAUGUCCAGUCUUUUUUAGUAGCCACUUAGUCGAAAACACUGGCCAAAGUAAGCAUUCAUAUUUAUUUGUGUGUGAAAAAAGUAAAAAAAAAACUAAAUUGAACGCUAAUUUUGGCCAGUGUUUGUGACUAAGUGGUUACUAAAAAAGACUGGACAUACCUCAUUUGCAAUACCUUGGGUUGUCUUCUUUUGCAAAUGGUAUGCCAUCAUGGGGGUAAUUCUCAUUCCUGGGCUACCAUACACUCUCAAAGGCAACGUAACCAACCUGGCCAUUUUCAGUGUAAAAAUAUUUGACCCAUAUAUUUGACCCUGUAACUUUCAAAAAUGCUAUAAAACUUGUACAUAUAUACAAAUUCAUUCUAAGUGUAUUUUGAUAUAAAUAUAUAUAUAUAUUAAUUUAAAAAUACAGUUAUAAUAAAAUUUCAUUUAGAUAUAGAUUUUUUUUUAAUUUUUAUUAUUUAAAUUUUUUUUAUUUAAAUUACUUAUUAUUUAUAUUUUAUAAUAAUAUAUAUACAAUAUAUAUAGUUAUUAUAUAUAUUAUAUAUAUAUACGUGUGUAAUUUAAUAAGUACAUAUUAAUAUAAAAAUACACUUAGUAUGACAUUAUAUAUAUGAUAUAUAGACACAUAUAUAAUUUUUUUAUUUUUUUAUAAACCCUAACUUUACUUAUUUUUUUUGAUUUUACACAUGCAGGGAGACUGCCUGUCAGCACAGGCAGUCCCCCUGCAGGCAGACACAUGGACACCUAUUGUGACCAUGUGAUCGCUGUGUUAAGCGAUCACAUGGCCACAGGGGUCCUAAUUCAGUGUGGGUAGACUGUCUGGGCUGCAGGCAGUCUCCCCACACCGGGAGCACCGCUGAUCGCCGCCGGGGGAAUGACGGCGAUCAGGUAAGUACAUUGGACCGUUAGGACGGUUCAGGACCGUCAUCGGUCGGCAAGGCAAAAAUGCCGAUGACGGUCCUGAACCGUCCUCGGUCCUUAAGGGGUUAAGGACUGAGCCAAAUGUACACAAAACAUGGAAUUUGACUAUAUGUCUGUUCAACUGUAAUUCACCUCUUUCAUAUUAAGUGCACCUACACUUAUUAUAUAUAAUUUUAUUCAGGGGAAACAUGGCUUUCAUUUAACAUCAAAUAUUUAGCUAUUAAACAUAAUUUAAUAUGAAUAAAAUAUUUUAAAAAUGGGAGAAAAUAAGAAAUUUUAUUCUUUUUAGUUCUACAUGACAUUUUAACUGUGAAUGUCAUAAUAAUUUUUGCUUUUACUGCAAUAAAAUACACAUAUUUGUAUUCAGCGAUGUCUCACGUGUAAAACAGUACCCGCUAUGUACAGGUUUUAUGGUGUUUUGGGAAGUUAAAGGGUCAAAUAUAGCAUGUUACAUUUUUCAUUUUUUUUCACAUUGAAAUUCACCAGAUUGGUUAUGUUACCUUUGAGACCGUAUUGAUAUAAAUAUAUAUAUUAAUAUCAAAAUACAAUUAGAACGAAAUUACUCUUUUUUUUAAAACAUAUUUAUUUUAUAUUAUAUAUAAAUAUAUAUAUAUAUUUAUAUAUAUUUAAUCGAUAUCAUUCUAUGUUUAUUGUGAUAUUAAUAUAUAUAAUUAUAUAUAUAUUAAAAUACACUUAGACAGUGUAUGUAUGUGAAAGUGUAUAUAUCUAUAUAUGAUCCAAGUUUAUAUUAUUGAAUUCAAAACAGUUUUUAACUUUAUUUUAAUUUUAUUACAGGCAACAGGGGAACUACCUGUCAUUCAAGGCACUCACCCUGCUGGCACUGCUAUGGACGCUAUUCCGUCCAUGUGAUCGUGAGGUCCUCGCAAGGACCUUGUGAUCACAUGGCCUAGGAGGGCCGGAUCGGCAGCAGGGGGACUCCCUGGGAUGCCAGGCAAGACCCCCUAUGGCGUUUAGAGCCGGGUCCCUAAGGACGGCAUAGCACGCCUGCCGUCCUUCAUGGGUUAACAGAGAAACUGAAAGCUUAUAUAUGGUUAUUAUUGUGUCAUCUGUAAUUUCUCCCUUUCUUUAUAUUUCUGUAUUUUGUUGUUAAGAUUGGCUAUGCAUGUGAGAGGAGACUGGGGCUCCUAUAAGCGCUUUCUUUAUUUCUAUGGCAAUCAGAAUCUUCAGCCGCUGGAUAUGACAUCAUCCUGAAAGCGGUCUAUUCAUUUGCAGCUUUACAUUACAUUGGCUUUAUUCAAAAAAUUUUGAGCUGCAACACAGCGCUUACCUCGGCAGCAUUCUAGAAUGAUGAUACUACUGAAACUCUUUAUAGUUUAUUGUGGCCAGCCUAGGGCACACCUGUGCAAUAAUUAUGCUGUCUAAUCAGCAUCUUGAUAUGCCACACCUGUGAGGUGGAUGGAUUAUCUCGGCAAAGGAGAAGUGCUCACUAACACAGAUUUAUACAGAUUUGUGAACAAUAUUUGAGAGAAAUAGGCCUUUUGUGUACAUAGAAAAAGUCUUAGAUCUUUGAGUUCAGCUCAUGAAAAAUGGGGGCAAAAACAAGUGUUGCGUUUAUAAUUUUGUUCAGUGUAUAUGAGAGAAUGCCGAUUGACUGACAUCUAUUUCCUGUUUGUUUCUGAGUGGUCAGCAAAAAGAUCCUGCCCAUAAUGGCAGAGAAUCAAGCAUUGAGAUUGCAGGGGCAUGAUAUACACCAAAACUGCUUCAUUAAGCUAAAGUUAUUCUGGUGACUAAAGUGUCCCUUUAACCUCUUAAGGACACAUGACAUGUGUGACAUGUUAUGAUUCCCUUUUAUUCCAGAAGUUUGGUCCUUAAGGGGUUAAGCUUAAAAAAGGCUCAAGUAAGUGCUGCGGUGCACUGUCCCUUAAUAAAAUACUGCCUACGUGAGUAAACUCCCGGAUGUGUCUGGGUUUUUGUGGACUUUGGGAGUUUGCCCUUCUUUGCUAUAUUGCUGCUUUUGGUUAAACUCACAAUUCGGAUUUAAAGAAAUCUAUUUCAAAUGUUUAAAUAUGUAGAUAUCUGUAUUCUGUGCAUUUGGGCUUUCCUGAAAUACAGCAUACUAAAAUUCACUUUAAUGUUUCUUACCAUAAUGGUAAAGGUUGACAUUUGCACAUACGUAAAUAUAAAAAAAUAAGAAUAGUGAUUUUUUUUUUUUUGUGUGUGCCAAUUAUAAGGAAACAGGAAUAAUGCUUGGGGGUGAAUAUUGAACUAUUGUCAUUUUGUAAUAUCUAUCUGGAGAGAAAGCUUUCAAAUAGUAACAUUUUUGCUUUCUAUAGGGAAAUUGGAAAGCGACAGAAGGAAUCUAUGGUGAUAGAAAGUUUGCUAGAACAGAAAAGAUUGGAAAGGCAUAAUUUGCUUCUGGAUUGCAAAGUUCAAGAUUUACAAAUAACUAUCGUGACUGGCUCACUGGAUGAUAUUACUGAAAUCGAGGUAGUGAAAUGUAUAACUUGACGUAAUUUGACGAGUCUGUGUGUGCAUGUCAUUGUGUGUAAAUGCUUGCAUUUCUAUUUAAAGAUUUUUUUUUUAUUUUGCAGCUGGAAUCUGAAAGCACUCAAAGAACUGCAGAUAUUUAUGAAAGAGAAGGGAACAUUGUCUUAGACUAUAGCAAACUUCCCAAUGAGCUAAAGGUAGUCCUUUUACAUUUGUCUUUUCAUUGGUUAAUGUUGCGUUGGAGAAUGUUACUGGUUCAAUAAAAUGUUACAUUAUGCAAACAAAAAUACUUUGUUAUGAAGUACAUUAAUGUGUAAAGAGACAUUCCGAUCAUCUGUGCAUCUUACAUGUUUAUUAACGCUUAAAGGAACACUAAAGGGUCAGGAAUACAUGUAUUGUUUAAUCCACCAUUUAGGUGGCCUGGCCCCCUUAGAAAAGGUGAAAACUCACCUUAUUCCCAGCGCCGCGCAUGUCCACCGAUGCUGGCCCUGCCUCAGAUCCACCUCCUUGGUGAUAUCAGAAAUGCAGAUUUUUGCCAAUCCAGUGCUUUCCCAUAGACUGAAAUUGGCAAGGAGGCAGGAUAAGGGCGGGGCUAAACACCAUUUUAGCCAAUCAGCACCUCCUCAUAGAGAUGUAUUGAAUCAAUGCAUCUCUAUAAGGAAAAUUCAGCAUCCCCAUGCAGAGAGUGGAGACACUGAACGUACUGCUGCCUUCUGUGCAGCACUGAGCCAGGAAGCACCUCCAGUGGCCAUCUGAGGAGUGGCCACUUGAAGGUGUCCCUAGGGGGCAAUGUAAACACUGCCUUUUCCCUGAAAAGUCAGUGUUUGGAUUAAAAUGCCUGCAGGCAAUGAUUAUAUUCACCAGUACAACUACAUUAAGCUGUAGUUCAAGCAUGUCAAACUCAAAGGCUAGCACAGGCCACAUAAACAAGGUUUAAGUUUAUGUGGGCUGCAAAAAAAAAUAAAAAACCUUAAAUUUUCAUAGAAACGUAGGUUUGUUUUAAAAAGUACAGAAUUAAAAAAAACAGCAUCCCCUCUACUAAACCCCAGUCUCCCCUCUGUACUAAAUAUCAGUCCCUCCCUCUGUACUAAUUCAAAGUCUCCCCCGCACCCCCUCUAUACUAAAUCCCAGCACUCCCCUCUAGUAAACCCCAAAAAGCAAUAUUAGCCAACAAGCAAAUUUCACUCACAUUGCCGCUGCCAGUAUGCGACUCCGGAGUCCAGCCCGUGGUAUACCCCCAAUGGCGCUGUCCGCAUCCUGUGCCAAACCGAUCCUCCUGCUACUCCUUGAAAACCUGUGAAGGUGGAGCACGUUAACGUCACGUCAGAAUGUGGCGUUGCGUGCCCCGCCAGGUUCUCCACUGUCCGCACACUGACAAACAGACAGAGAGACACACACACACAGUGACAGUCACACACAAUGACAGUCACACAUACACAGUGACAGUCACACACACUUUAACAAUCUGGCACACACUCACAUCAUUGCAUUCAUUACUCCCUAGCUUUGGGAGCUGGUGUGGGACCUCUCCCUGAUCUUCUCUUGGGAGCUCAGUCUUCUUGCUCCCGCGCGCGCAGCUUAGUGAUGCCGGGUGCCGAAAUAUGACGUCAUAUUCCGGCACCCGGCUUCACUUCAGACGGCACGUGAGGAGCAAGAAGACUGAGCUCCCUCUCUACCGCCAGAGACCUCUCCCGCGGCCGUGUAAAUGAGCAGAGUAGGCACCUGCAAUGUGGGGAGAAGAGAUGCCCACUCUGCUUUAGUAAGCAUGUCAAAUAUUUGACAUGCUUGCUGUAGUUAUUCUGGUGACUAUAGUGUCCCUUUAAGGUAAGACCACUUAAUGUACAUCAAUAGUAGAAAACGGAAUUCAUUCUGAAAAGCUAUCAUUGGCUUAAAUACAACUCAUCUUGCACGCCUGCAUAUAUCUCAGUGGAUUUUCUAGGAAAGCAUUGACAGUGUGCACAUAAUCGUGAUUCAUGUUUCACUCCCGUAUACUUAUAGGAGAGAAUGCUGAUUGACUGACAUCUACUUCCUGUUUGUUUCUGAGUGGUCAGCGAAAAGAUCCUGCCUUUUUUUUUAAUGCAUUGCUUUCAUUAUCUAAAGAAAUAGGUUAACUUUUAGACUCUUAUUUCCCUUUAAUUUCUCAAAUCAAAAGAACAGAAGUUUCACACCUGAGUCUGUCUGUUACUGUCAGUUAUUAUAGUGCCUUACAGACAGAACGGUUUUAUUUACUAAAUUAGAGUUGCAAAAUUUGGGCCACAAAAAAUAAAACAAUAGAAAUAUUUGCAGUUAUUUUUACAGUUCUGUGUUUAAUGAGAAAUAACAGGAACAUGGAAUAAAAAAAUGGGUAAUAUUCUUUAGUAGUCAUUUCAUCUUUUGUGCAGUUGAAAAGUAUAUUUCAUAAUAACUGUCAAAGUGCAGUUAAUGAAUAAUAAACUAAUAACUAGAAUAUGUCUUAUCUAGGGAAUUAUACAUUGUUCUCUAUUUUAAGUAAUUAUCAUAAAACAACUGUUCACAGCUGCUUAAUUAUUGGGAACCGUUGAAUAUGUGAUGGUAUAUAUGAAAGUUUACUCCCUUUCCAAACAGCGUGCUAUGAGUGAUAAGGAGAUUGGUGCUGAACUUACGAAACUGCGUCAGGAAUGUAUAACACAUGAAAAUACAUUACUCAAGACGUCUGCUCCAAACCUAAAAGCAUUAGAAAAGCUACAAAUCGUCAGGAAUAAGUUUCAAGAAACUGCCGAUGGUAAAUAACAGUUUCAGCUUAAUAUUAUUUUCCAUGGAGAGUCUGUGUAAUUUUUCCUCUAAAGUAACAAUUUUUCAACAUAGAGAUCAUCAACCCAUUUAGCACGAUACAGUGAAUAUUUAAAAAUUCUAAAAUUAAAAACUGCUAUCGCAUAUUUUUCCUUGUUUGGAACACAUUACUCUAGGUAUAAUAACAGUCUGCUUUAAAUGGUAGGAUGAUUAGGGGCCGGUUGACAUAUUUUAAAUGAUCUUUUCAUUAUGGCCAUACGUAAUCUCUUCACUAAAAAAGUAUGGUGUCUAGUUGACAUGUUUGGGCAAAAAUAGAUUUUGUUCAAGUUCUGUAUAUUUCCAUACCACCAGAUGUGACAAUUGCCAGAGACUGAUUCUAGAAUUUUAACAUUCUGUUCAAUAAACAAUGCCUUCAUCAAUAAAUUAGCAUAAUACAAAAAUGUGCAGCAUUUUUGUGCUGUUAAUGUAAGAACUCUGGAUAGACACAGUUGUUUUUAUAUUUCCUUUUAAUUUUAUUUCUUGGUUUUGUGUGUGUUUUAAUGUUCUUUUAAUUGGUGCUUAAAGGAUUACGCCAACCACCAUGACCACUUCAGUGAUUUGAAGUGGUCAUGGUCGUAGGAUUCAGUAUGUGCCUUGUUUCUGCUUGAAACAUUGCACAUACAGAGAUAUUGUUAAUUGUGUGCUGGAGGCUAGUUGCACACCCAGUACACGUGACUUGGGCAGCCCAGAACUCUGUGCCGGGCUUUGUGUUUAAAUGCAAGGAAAAGCUUGCUCUCGCUUCCUUCCACAUUGUGCUACCUCCCACCUGCCUCAGUGCACAUUCAUCUUUUUAUUUAAAGCCCUCCCUCAUCUCCACUCCCCUCGCCUGCUCAGAGUACGCGCAUGCUCUCUGAACAGGCAAAAUUAUCUAUUCACAGGCUUCUCUAUAAGUAGCCUGUUGUCACGACUACUGGAUAUUAGAUGUCAGUUAGUGGAGUCUGAGUUCUCAUACCUGUGAUUGGACUGUGCGUGGCACCAGUGACGUUGAGAGAGGGGUGCCGAAGAGCAGCACCAGGACCUUUGCCCGGCGCUGGAGUCAAUGUAAGUAAAACCUUUUUUUUUGCAUGUUUUACUGCAAAUUGAGAGGGGGGCCCUCCCCAUAGUGCACUGUAGUGCAUAUUAUGCCAUAAAGGUCCCUCCUCUAUUGUAACCCUUUAAAUAUUUUGUAUUUGUUAUAUUAAGCUGUUAAGUUGACAGUUUGGCAAGGCGUAUCAAUUGUUUUAAAUUUCAUCGCAUUUUUUUAUAAAACAGCACCAGGAUUUUUAACUUAAAGGAACUGUAUAGGUAAAAGAAAAUAGCCAAUCCCCCGCCCCCAACAGUAAACCUAGAGUCGCUAAAUGCCUUUUCUCUAAAUAGUGUUGUGACGGACCGCCUGGCACCCCGACUGGGUGCCUCUGCCAGUCGCUGCUACCUAGUAGCCUGAAGUACCAUAAGCAUCGCACCGUAGACCCUUAGCUGCCGCAGCUUGGCUGGGGUCUCAACGUCCUUCAUCCACCCUGGACCCAAGACCAGGAUCCAGCUUCCAGUGGUUAGACCUCUCCUACUAGAGAGUGUAGCAAUAUGUUCUUAAAAAAGCAAGUGAUUAUAAUCCCAGAGGAGUAUAGUAAUAUAGCAACCCCCAGAGUGAAUAUAGCUAUUUCUUCCACACAUGAGACGAGGCUCUAUGUUGAGGGUGAAGAGGAACACGUUUAUUGGUAGACAGAACUGGCUUUAUAUGCAAGUCCCAAUGCAAGAGGCACUCCCCCCUGGACCUGAGUGUAAACCACAGCAGAAAAAAACACACGAUUAUAUUGGCUCUCAGAUCCAGGACACUCCCAUACAUAAUAAGACAAUCCCUCCCCUGUGCCUGGGAGAUAAUUGAGUCAUGAACUGAACUAAACUCAAUUAUCUCCAGACACAAAAAACACACAUAUCACAAACACCCCAAAAGUACCUUAACCCCUUCAGGACGGAGUCGAUAGUGAAAGUUCUGAUCAAAACAAAACAUAAACAAAAACUGGAAUUUGUGCUAUAUGUCUGUUUAACCAUAAUUCACCGCUGUCACAUUAAGUGCACACACACUUAUUAUAUAUCAUUUUGUUCAGGAGAAACAGGGCUUUACUUUAUCAUUAACUAUUCAUAUAUGGAACAUAAUUUAUUAUGAAUUAAAUUUAAAAAAAAAUGUGAGAAAAUAAGAUAUAUUUUUUAAAAUUCGUAUUUCCGUCUGACAUUUUAGCUGUGAAUCGUAUAAUCAAAGCUGGAAGUGCACUCAGCUCCUCACUAGGGAAUCCAGGGUGCUCUUGAAAAAGUCCCAGUACCCAAAAGGACCAAGCGGAUAAAUUUGUAGAAAAUGAUCAAGGCACUCCAAUAGUUUCCAAUUGUUAAGCCAAUUGUUAAGGCAAUUUAUUUGGACCAGGAACUACAAAGCAAUGUUUCAGCCCAAACAGGACUUUUUUUUUUUUUUUUAAAAAGCCUUGUUGGGGCUGAAACGUUGCUUUGUAGUUCCUGGUCCAAAUAAAUUGCCUUAACAAUUGGAAACUAUUGGAGUGCCUUGAUCAUUUUCUACAAAUUUUAGCUGUGAAUGUCCUAAUACUGUUAGGUUUUACUGCAAAAAAAUGCACAUAUUUGUAAUCAGCGAUGUCUCACGAAUACAACAGUACUCCCCAUUAACAGGUUUUAUGGUGUUUUGGAAAGUUACAGGGUAAAAUAUAGAACGUUCCCUUUUGAAAUUGAAAUUUGCCAGAUUAGUAAUGUUACGUUUGAGAUGGUGUGGUAGCCCAGGAAUGAGAAUUACCCCCAUAAUGGCAUACCAUUUGAAAAAGUAGACAACCCAAGGUAUUGAAAGUGGGGUAUGUUUAGUCUUUUUUAGUAGCCACUUAGUCACAAACACUGGCCAAAGUUAGCGUUCAUAUUUGUUUUUGUGUAAAAAAGCAAAAAACUAAUAUUUGGUCAGUGUUUGUGACUAAGUGGCUACUAAGAAAGACUGGACAAUACCCCACUUGCAAUGCCUUGAGUUUUCUAAUUUUGCAAAUGGUAUGCCAUCAUGGGGGUAAUUCUCAUUCCUGGGCUACCAUAUGCUCUAAAAAAGGCAACAUAACCAAUCUGGCAAAUUUCAAUGUCAAAAAAAAUGAAAUGCAAGCCUUAUAUGUGACUCUCUAACUUUCCAAAACACCAUAAAACCUGUACAUGGGGGUUACUGUUAUUCUCAGGAGACUUCACUAAACGCAAAUAUUAGUGUUUUAAAACAGUAAAACAUAUUACAACAAUAAUAUAAUCCAUAAAAGUGCUGUUCGUUUGUAAAAAAAAUGCAAAAAACUUCACUUUUACUUUAAAUAUCAGCGUUGUAAUACAAUUUAUCAGUUUGAAACACUAAUAUUUCAGUUCAGCGAAGUCUCCCGAGUAAAACAGUGCCCUUACAGGAUCAAAUAUAGUGCUUGCGAAUUAAAUUCUCUGCACUUUCUCCCUGUGUUGUCAGGCAUGUCAAUCAAAUUUUAAUUAAUCAAAUCACAUAAUUAUGUUAAAGAUUACUUAAAUAUACAUGUAGAAUUUUAAUACAUAUGCAUUUAUAGGUAUUUAAAUUCUACGUGUAUACUAAUGUAAUCUUUUAUGUAGUUAUAUGUAUAUAUAUAUAUAUAUAUAUAUAUACUGUAAUUCUAAGUGGAUUUUGUUACAUAUAUAUAUAUAUAUAUAUAUAUAUAUUAAUAGCAAAAUACAGUUAAAACUGAAAUUACAUAUGAAUAUAUUAUUUAUAUUAAAUUUUGUUUCAAUAUUUUAUUUAUUUAUUAUUGUAAUUAUACGUGUAUAUAUAUAAUAUAUGUGUAUAUAUAAUAUAUAUGUAGCAUCAUUCUAAGUCUAUUUUAAUAAUAAUCUAUGUACUUAUAUUAAUAUUAAAAUACACUUUGUAUGACGUUACAUAUAUAUAAUAAAAUAAAUAAAUAAUAUAUAUAAAUACAUUUCUAUUUUAAUUUUACACGUCUAAUAUAUUUUUUUUACAUCUCCCACCAGCAGGGGGACUGUCUGACAUUUUAGACAGUCCCCCUGCUGGCAGAUCCACAGUCAGCUAUAGGGGGCCAUGUAAUCGCUCUUUGAGAGCGAUCACAUGGCCCCCGGGGGCUUCUUUUGCCGUGGGAGGGCUGUCAGGCAGUCCUCCCGAAGAGGAUCGCGGCGGAGUAAGUAUCCCAGGCACUCUGGGGGCUGCAGCCGUUACGGCGUUCUAUGCCGCCGCAAUGGCUUUAAAGCCCAUUUAAUGCGGGACGGCAUAGAACGGCGUUAAGGGGUUAAAAUACAUAAUAACCCCAUAAUAGCCCUGACCUGUGUGACCAACAUAUUCAAAAAUCACCCAGAUCAGUUCAGGGGUUCAGGAAUUUCCUGGAAGUCAUAAUUUGACCAUCCGCAUGCAUGAUCCCAUGCCCAAAAUAGUUCCAGAGAAUCAGGGCUUGCGGUUGGUCUAGUUCAGUAGUUUCCAAACAAACAAAUACUGAACGUAGUCAGUAUUAAUACCGUGGAGCUUAUUCACCUCAUUCAGAGGAACGAUUACACCAAACAGCUUCGAAAAAGUAAAGUACCGCACGUAGGCUAUGAAGGAAGACCAGCGGUGUUCGGGAGUUUCAGUGACGACCAAACACUGCUGCCUGCGUUCGCAGGAACAAGAUGGCCGCCACCUCGUGGUCGACCAUACGAACUGCGGCCACCCACACGAAUAAUUCGACCGCUGCGGUUAGAAUCGUUAAGAGGAGGUGAUAGGGCUUAAAAAGCUCCCGGGUGGUCCUUGAGUCGUCUAUCUGUUCGGUUCCCGAACAGGAUAACAGAAAGUCAUGAACAAAAUUUUUUAUGAGCCUUUUUGCAUGGCCCAUAGUACUGAGGCAGGAGGCUGGCAAACAGGCCCCUCCAAGAAACAGUGGCGAGGUUACCUUAGUCACAAGUGUAAAAAUAAGCUUCAGAAGUACCUGUUUUCAUCUUUACUUUGAUCAGAUUUUCUGCUGCUUCUCUGAUUUAAUGUAAUUUCCCCAUUUGCUUUCUCCUUGCUUCCUGUGUUUCAGCCAGACUGUCCACCAGUGGCCAUGCUCCAUUGAUUCUCUAUGAGAAUCAGUAAUGACACGCCCAUACUGUGUGUCCACCAAUGGCCAUGCUCCCGUGAUCCUCUAUCAGAAACCGUAAUGACACACCUUACUGGGCGUGCCUGAGUUUCACUCAGCUCAACACAUGCCCACAAUGCCUGCCCAAGCCUCCUCGGAGUUCUCCGCAUUCAGACUCUAGAACUUACAAACAACAUCACACAAACAUUUCCUCACCACAUAAGAAAUCAUAAAGUGUCAUAUGAAUAUUAUUAAUAAAUAAAUAUAAAGAGACAGAAGCAUUCAUAAAUAUCUAAAGAGCUAUCUCUCUCUCUCUCUAGCUAUCUCUAUAUAUCUACCUAUCUAUCUAGGAGUUAACAGUGGGUAGAGAGGUUGUCUGACUGGGACUGACAGGGAAGGGGGUUAACAGUGAGUCGUUAGGUUGGCUGACAGGGAAGGGGUUAACAGUGAGUAGUGAGGUUGGCUGACAGGGAAGGGGUUAACUGUGGGUAGGGUGGUUGGCUGACUGGGACAGGCAGGGAAGGGGUUAACAGUGAGUAGUGAGGUUGGCUGACGGGCUGGCAGGGAAGGGGUUAACAGUGGGUAGGCAAAACAUUUUACAGCACUGCAGGAAAACCACACAGAAUUUAAAGAGAAGAAACUAAUCACUGGUAUUUUUACCGUUAAUGUAAGCUUAACUUGUUUAUCUGCCUGGAGUGUCCCUUUAAAUAUAAAUAUAUAUUAGAUACUACAUUCUCAGUUCCAUUUAAUGAUUUUGAGAGCUUUUUGCAAACAAUCAUGUGGACCAUGUGCACACACACACAUUCUGAUAAGACACUGGAAAAAGCCCAAUAUUUAUUUUGUGUCAAGUAUUCUGUUUAUACAUAGAAAUAAACUGUGUAACGUCCAUAUAUGAAUAUAAGAGGAUAAAAUAAAUGUACCAUUUCUCUCAAAUGGCUGCCAGUGAUAGGCUGAGAUUGUCAGAUGAUGCUUCCAGACUCACCAAACUGAGAAUUGCUAGGAAUUCAAAAUGGAUUCAGAGUGCAUUUCAAAUUUAAGGACAAAAUAGACAAACUAGAAAAAAAUAAAUUCUCCAAUUCAGCCAUGUUUGCAGUUUGGCUAUUUUUACCCAAAUACAAAAUUUAUUUUGAAUUCUUGAUAAUCCUAUGUGAUGUCAUGACAUGACACCAUGUGUGAUGCAAUGUCCCUGAGAUCUCUCCCUUCUUCCUGUCAUGGAAUGAAGUAAUAUAUAAUAGAAGAAAAUUAUCCAGGCACUCCAAAUUGUUCCAAACCAAUAGGCACCUUUUAUUGGACCCAAGAACCUUCCAGUUCCUUCCAGAUAAGGUUCUUCUGGAUUUUCAGGGCUAAGAAAGGCCUAAAAAUAAUAUUUGUUAUAAUCAGUAUAUCUGAAAGUCUCUGCUAAAUAAAGUUAUAUCUUAAGCAACAGAUAACAUAUUGUAAAAAAAAAUACAUAAGAACUAAAUCACGUCUUAUCUCCUUAAAAAUACCUCAUAAUUUGUAAUACUGUUUUCUAUGUUUGGAAAAACCUGUGGCUUUGAGGUGAUUUCAUGUGAUUAGUGCCUUUAACCUUAAAGGGACUCUCCAGUGACAGGAAAAAAAAACAGUUUUCCUGGCACUGCAGGUCCCCUCUCCCUCCCACCCCAUGUUGCUGAAGGGGUUAAGAACCCUUCAGUGACUUACCUGUAUCCAGCGCCGAUGUCCCUCCAAGAAAUAGUUCUUCUAUUAUAUGUUACACGUGGUCUCUUUGGUACUGGGACUGAUCCGGGAGCACCCUGAGAUUCCAUGGCGGUGGGAUGAGUGCAGUUCCGCCAUCUACAUAUCAUGGAUUGAAGUAAUGUCCUAAUGCCAGGAAGGCAAGUUACAUUCAUCAAGGUAUAGAUAUAAUGUAUAUGUUGUGCUACUGUUAUCGUCGGCAAAUGUAUAAAAUAAUAAUUUUGGUGCCAUCUUAUUGUCUUGAAAUGCAUUGGACAUCCUUGUGUCACUCAUUGGUUACAAUGUACACUUGACUGAAGAUCCCUUCUUCCCCAUCCAGUGUGACGUCCUGGAAUGGGUGAGACUAAGGUACAUGCAGCCAGCAUAACCCCCAAAUAAUGCUCAAAGCCAAGAUUUUUAGAAUGUUGCUGCACUCCAGGAGUUGUGGGAUACAAUUGCAUCACUAUGAAGUGAGGCACCUCUGGUUUGGGAAGUAACUUUAAACAUUAAUUUUAAAUUUUGAUCCUGUGAUAUAAGCAAAAGUUAAAAUCUUGUUGCUACCUGAACUAUGUAAGUUUACAAAUAUACUCUGUUUUACACUCACUGCAGCCAGACUAUUUAGACAACAUCAGUACACGGACAGGUCAUUCAGUGAUGCCUACCUAUCACAGUAAUCCUGUUACCAAUUCCUAGUGAUAGCCAGCAUGUGACAUUAGCUAUUGAAGAUGUUCCUUUUAGAGCCAAUAAGACAGUCAGACAUAGCUACAGAGUUCCCAGGUAUAAUUAGUAAUGAGCCAAAACUAGGAGCCCAAACACACAGAUUUCAACUAAAUCUGACAGACUGGAAUAGCAAUGUUUAUAUAUGAUGUAUUAUACAGUGAGUUUCUCUGAUUAGUUGCAAUCUGCCAUUUGUUAUCUGUCCUUAUCUUACAAUCAGUUUGUUUAUUUUUUCAUAGCUUUUGAGGCCAGCAGAAUGAGAGCCAGGAUGUGUAGACAUGAAUUUGAGCAGGUGAAACAGAAGAGAUAUGAGCUUUUUAGCAAGUGUUUUGAGCAUGUUUCUAUAGCUAUCGAUCAAAUCUACAAGAAGCUCUGCAGAAAUACCAGCGCUCAGGUUUGCACGCCUUCACUUGUUGCCUUGAAUUUACUGAUACAUUUACCAUAACGUAACUUAAAAGUCAUUUUAGAUUGAAUCGUGCAACACUAUGCUUAAGUUACUUUUGAAGUUAGUGGCCAUACAUGCUAACUUGAUGUUAUAUUAGCCACUUCACUACUGAGCACUUUUUGAUUUACAAAUAUUAGCAUAGCAUGUAUUUAAAGCAAGGAAUGCAUAGCUAGCAUGUGAAUAUAUCACAGCACAUUAAUCGUGUGUAUAUAUUGCUUUGCAGACAGAUGUAAAAAUUAAAAUUAUGCAAAUGUAUACAAUUUUAUAAAAAAUAUUUGGGAAAUGAAAAGCUUUGGACAGUAUACAGUUUCCUUUAUCUUGCAAUAUUUUACACAUGGUCUGAAAUUUUAAAUACCCAAGCAAAGAUGCAUUUUCUAACACACAGUUGAUAUAUAGAUAAGUAAAAUGGGCAAAUACCUUUCUUAUAAGUAUUUGUAAGAACCCUAAAGGCAUUAUUUGCAUUAUAACUUACUAAAAAUGGAAACAGGGUAUGAAAAGAAUGAAUAUUAUCCCCACAUACUGUAAAUGCAGUUAAAUCAUAUAUUUCUAAAUUAAAUUUAUUUAAUACCACUAUAGCAAUAUUUAUCAAUCUCUGGAACUGCUAAUGUAAUGCUAACAGUUACAUGGUAGAUUCAAUUCACUCUUCCCCCUUCCCUGACUGUAGGAAUAGUAUGUCCCAUCAAAACUUCCUUUAAUGCUUGAAAGUUUGGGGUGAGCUUAAAUUUUUUGAAAAUUUGGCAUUAUAUCAGUGACUAGUGGCUUCUAUCAGAGAAAUGUUUCCUCUACAGGCUGGUAAUCAUAACUAGAUAAUAAAUUAAAAUGAGUGAGGCUUUAUGGACUAGAUUUUAUCCUGCAAAUUACAUGAAAAUUAAACUGCUAAUGCUCAAUUUAGGUAGAGAAGUGAUUAAAGGAAAACUAGAAACAUAGAAUGUGACGGCAGAUAACCAUUCAACCCAUCUAGUCUGCCCAAUUUUCAUUAGUCGCUGGCCUUAUUUUAUAGUUAGGAUAGCCUUAUGCCUAUCCCACACAUGCUUAAACUCCUUUACUUUGUUAACCUCUACCACUUCAGCUGGAAGGCUAUUCCAUGCAUCCACUACCCUCUCAGUAAAGUAAUACUUCCUGAAGUUAUUCUGAAACCUUUGCCCCUCUAAUUUAAGACUAUGUCCUCUUGUGGUGUUAGUUUUUCUUCUUUUAAAUAUAGUUUCCUCCUUUACUGUGUUGAUUCCUUUUAUGUAAACUAUGUAGUAAAAGUCACCCACUAUUUAAUAAGAAACACAAACAUAAAAAUAAAUAUACACAUUUUAAUCUUAGAGUGUUCUUCUAAACAAAUAAUUUUAACAGCCAAGUGUAUAGCUAGUUUAAUUCCACUUUUUGGCAGCAUUAUAGUAGAUUCACAGACAUAAAAUAUUAGCUGGGGUAAUUGUGAAUAUGAACUUGACAGCAUUCGUUGCAUUCAGAUAUACUUGUGGUUACCUUCUCUGAUGUUGAAGCAGUCUUCCUAAUCUUUUCAUAUCUUUUUCAUAUGUUUAUAUAAAGGAUGAACCCACUGCAAAAAAUAGUCUUCUACACUUUUCAGGUGACCAACUAAACACCCUUAUAUAUAGAGGCAGGAGCCAAACAGUAGCCAUAGAAGUAUGAUGUUUAAAAAAAGGUUGUAAGAAACAUAUUCCUCUAUACUAAUACAUAAUAGUUCAACAUAACUGGAAAGGACAUCGUUUUGUUCCACAAGAGAAGGCGUGAUACUGUAAAGGCAGUGGGCUGGUGCUGUAAAGUAUAGGGGUCAAGAAGUGGAGAGAAAGGGUUGGCCAGGAUCACAUCCUAGUCAGUGUAGGAAAAUUCCAGCUAUUUUAAACCUUGCCUUCCUCUCAGCUCUCCAGUUCUUUCUGUCCUGCACAUGUGCAGUUCUCUCGCUCUCUCUCUCUAUUAAUUUCUCUUUGUGUAGUAAUUAAUACUUGCUAGUAUUAGCAUAUACUAUUCCUCUGUAUGUAUGGUGGCUUCUGGUAUGUCUUACAUAACUGUAGGAUUGUCUAGAAGACUCUAGAUGACUGUAAGCAGGACUUCUACCAUGAAAAUUAACGUUGAUUUAAUGGUAUUCUAUAGUUCCAGGGGGAAAAGGCCGUUUUCCUGGCACUAUAGAAUAUUACAGUGCCCCCUACCUUGCACUGCCCCCCCUCCCGCGGCACUGAAGGGGUUUAAACCCCUUCAGUCACUUACCUGAAUCCAGCACCGAUGUCCCUGUUACCUGAAUCCGCCCAUGCCCCUCCCCUGCCGACGUCAGUCAGUGGGGGAGACCGAAUGUGCUAUGGCCGCACUCGCAUUAAGAUUUCCCAAUAGGAAAGCAUUAAUCAAUGCUUUCCUAUGAGGUAAAAAAUAGGACGUUGGAGGACCUCAUGUAGAGCGUGAGGACGUCCAGCGUCAGAUACCGGACCAAAGGUCCGUUUCAAAGCAGGAAGCCCUCUAGUGGCUGUCUGGUAGACAGCCACUAGAGGUGGAGUUAACCCUAAGAGGUAAUUAUUGCAGCUUCUCAGAAACUGCAAUAAUUACCACUAAAAAGUUAAGGGACAUGGACAUUGCAUCCAGACCACUCCAAUGAGCUGAAGUGGUCUUGGUGCCUACAGUGUCCCUUUAAUAAUUUGUGUUUGAUAUUUGCCAUGAAUUUAAAGGGACACUCCAGGCACCCAGACCACUUCUGCCCAUUGGAGUGGUCUGGGUGCCAACUCCCACUACCCUUAACCCUGCAAGUGUAAUUAUUGCAGUUUUCAUAAAGUGCAAUAUUUACCUUGCCGGGUUAACUCUUCCUCUAGUGGCUGUCUACUAGACAGACACUAGAGGGCACUUCCGUGUGUAGAGCAUACUAUGUGAGGACCUCCAGCGUCACUGAAAUCCCCAUAGGAAAGUAUUUUUCGAUGCUUUCCUAUGGGGAGGUCUAAUGCGCCACGCAUGCGCAACAGGUCUCCAGCUGCCGCGCAUGCGCAACAGGUCUCCCCGCCAGAUGACAUCGGCAGGGAAGGAGUGUGGGCGGACCCUGAACCAGCGCCGAGGGACAUCGGCGCUGGAUACAGGUAAGUCACUGAAGGGUUUUUAACCCCUUCAGCAACAUGGCGUGGGAGGGAGAAGGGACCUGCAGUGCCAGGAAAACUGUUUGUUUUCCUGUCACUGUAGAGUCCCUUUAAGGUUUAAGGCACUAAUCACAUGAAAUCACCUCAAAGCCACAGGUUUUUCCAAACAUAGAAAACAGUAUUACAAAUUAUGAGGUACAUUUAAGGAGAUAAAACGUGAUUUAAUUCUUAUGUAUUUUUUUUUUUUUAGAAUAUGUUAUCUGUUGCUUAAGAUAUAACUUUAUAUAGCAGAGACUUUCAGAUAUACUGAUUAUAACAAAUAUUAUUUUUAGGCCUUUCUUAGCCCUGAAAAUCCAGAAGAACCUUAUCUGGAAGGAAUAGGUUAUAACUGCGUUGCACCUGGAAAGCGCUUUAUGCCCAUGGACAAUUUAUCUGGUGGAGAGAAGUCUGUGGCUGCAUUGGCACUAGUGUUUGCAAUACAUAGGUAGGUCUCCCGUCCCGUUCAAGACAUUGGUCACUUGCAGACAAAUCUAACUUUAACUGUGUAUUGUGGGCUAGGAUGAGCCAUUUUAAAGAUUUAAAGGAAAACAAUGGCAGUUUUUCUUGUUAGAUAACUGCUUACAUUGCAAACAAUGUGAGCAGCAAUGUAAACAGAAGCACUCCAAUUAAAGUGGCACUGUCAUGCCAAACUUACUUCUUUAAUCGCUUCCUCUUCUCUCCCUCUGUCAGGAUCUGUUCUUCAUUUCUUCCUGUCUACCCUAGUUUUCUUUAAAACAUAAGACAAAGUAGGGACUACUUUGUCUUAUGGAGAUUUCCUAUGCCUGACCAUAUAUGACCGGCGGACGAGCAAAGUGUGCUCCGUUUCCUAUGGUCAGAGACAUUUUCCCACAAUUCUCACCUUUCCUCCGUGCUCUCGGGAUGCCUCCUUUCCGAAUUCCCGAACGCCAGCAAAACUACCGAAUUCCGUCCUAACAGAAUGAAAGCAGUUUGUCCAUUCGGGACUUUGUUCGGUUCGUAAUUUCAUUCAAAUCUUUCAGCCAACUUUACCAAUACCAAGUAAAAAUGACUUGGUAUUAGUAAUUAAUAUGCCCAUACUCGCUAUUUCAAGCCAACCAAUCAGUGCUGUGACAGGUAAAUGUAGAGACUUAAAUGUACUGUACUGUAGUUUUUUAUUUUAUUUUUUAAAUUUGACUUGUAAUAUGAAUUUUUCUUUGGCCUUUUUUGGGGCUGAAAAAAGAAGAUUUUAGAAAAAAGAAGACAUCAAAUGGUAAGUUAUUUUUUAUUUACAGGGAUUUAGUUUUCUCGUUCCCCCCUCACUAUUUUUAGGGUGAGGGGGGAAGUAGGUUUUAUUAAAAUAAAAUUGUGUGGCGGGGUGACUAGGAGCUUGGGGACCUCUAGUCACGGUGGGAGGGGAGGUAUUUACACUAAGCUUCCACCCGCCGCUCAUGGGUGGGGGCCGGGGGGAAGGACAAUAGAUUUCCCCCCACACUCCGCUCAAGGGUGGGGACCAAGGGGGACCAUUGUCCCCCGUUUACUUGAAUAGCCCCCACCAUGGGGCCAUUUAUCGGGGGGGUGGUAUUUUUUAUUUAUUUUUUUUUUUUACAACUGUGGCUGCUCACUGUUUACUAGACAUUCCCCUACUCGCGAUGUAGCGAGUAGGGGCAGAUUAAUUACUAAUACCAAGUAAUUUUUACUUGGUGUUAGUAGAGUUGCCUGAAAGACCAAUCUCGUGGGAAUUAGGGAGCUAGCUACUGAGCGGCUGCAAGAUGCAGCCGUGAUCAGAUCGGAAUUUCAUUCAUUCGAAUGAAAUUUCGAACAGAAAAACGUCCCGAAUUUCAUCCUAACACAAAUUGACGAACUGCUCUCAUUCUGUUAGGACGAAAUUCGGUAGUUUUGCCAGCGUUCGGGAAUACGGAAAGGAGGCAUCGCAAGAGCACGGAGAAAAGGUGAGAAUUGUGGGAAAAUUUCUCUGAACACAGGAAACGGAGCACACUUUGCUCCUCCGUUGGUCAUAGAUGGUCAGGCCUAGUAAACCUCCAUAAGACAAAAUAGUCCAUACUUUGUCUUAUGUUUUAUAGAAAACUAGAGCAGACAGGAAGAAAUGAAGAACAGGUCCUGACAGAGGGAGAGAAGAGGAAGCGAUUAAAGAAAGUUGCAGGCAUUCAGUUUUUCUUACAUUAAUUUUGACUGUGAUCUGCUAUUGGCGUGGGUCUCUGUCAGUUACUGAACUGUAUUAUUUUUUAUUGUAAUUUAUAAAGCACCAAAAAUGGGCACUGUACAAUGGGUAAAGACCUUCAUGGGCGUGACAUUUGACUGGUAUGGUUAUAUUACAUUUAAAGAGAAGCAUAAACAUUAGUUAAACUAGCUCUGUGUGACUACGCAUUGUUCAAUAUUUUGCCAACACCCUCACCAACAGCAGGUCAAAGGGGGUCAAGCCCAUAACAGGUUGAUAUCAUGCAGAGAAUAGGAGGUGAAAACAGAAGCUGAGGAAGGAACCUCAUGAACUCCAAAAUAGUUUGUUUUACAUUUACAAGGUGCCUUUAUUAGAUUACUGAGAGUUUGGCUAACAGAAACAUAUUCCAUUAUUUUCCUCGAGUGAUUUUAUUUUAUUUCACAUUUGUAUUUGUUCUUAUUUGUCAGCAAUACAGUACUUCUACUAUGUAUUACUGAGAUUUUAAAACAAAUGCAAAAACAAAGGAAAACAGUAAAAUGACUUCACUCCAGAGCCCUGAUUCACUUCCAGUGUUGUGAUCCAAAGAGUGGCAGAGAAGGCGUGAAUCUGGGCCUUCUCUAACUCUCCAUGACAGGAUUAUGGCAGUUCACAAAGAAAUGUGCAGUAAAUACAGCCUCCUGCAUCAUUUAUUUGACUUUGUUAAAUAUUUGUAUUGCCUUGUUGUAAUUUAGGUCACUAUUUAAUAUUUUUGGAUACCUUUUAUAAAAUAUAUAUUUUUUUAAAUAAAAGAUUUUUUUUUAUAUACUUUCUGUUGACUGGAAUGUCUUUUGGCACAUGCUCAGAAGCUGAGGGUGCACAUUCUGAAACAUGCAAGAAUGAGUAUAGAUCCUCUGGUUUGCAUCACUGUUACGGCCUACAAGACCCUCACAAGCAGCUGCCUGACAUCUACCAGGGCGUUCAUAUCAGCAUGUCCAGACUCAAGGCUUCCUCUCUUGCUUCUACAGCUAGUACCUGGGUGAAUAGGGUUCAAACAGGAAUCAAACUGUAUGAAAGUCUUCCUAUGCUGGUCUGUCAAAAUCACCUUGGUAACAGCUGAAGCUUCCUUAGUUCUAUGUUCGCUGCUGGCAGAAAGGCUACAUGGUUACUGAUCUUCUACUGUUCUGCUCCUUGAGUAACUGGUGUCAUAUUAGGGAGCUUGCACUAUUUUAACUGCCAGGCACGCCCUUUAUUUAGUUAUUUAUUGUUGAAUAUAAUUGAAUGCUCUACUGCCUCCAAACAGUUUGACCGAAAAUUAAUGUAGAUGAGCAGUGUUCAUGAUAGACUUCCUAAUGCAUUCUACUGGUCUUGAAUGAGACUGGAGAUAUGUCCCUUGGGUUUUGUGUGUUUUUUUUUUUUUUAAAGAUGGUAUAAACAGCUCUGAGAGGCUGUAUGUGCAUGUUCCCUGAUCUUAGACCUGAAUUAGAAAAUACUGCACAACAUAGAUCACCUCUUGCAAGUUAGAGAUAAGGGUGUGAGCUGAUACAGAGUUUUGUAUUUAUCCUGCUCCCCCCAUCAGCCAUUUGACAUUGCUCAAUUUUUUUCCUUCCAUAACUCUCAAUUAGUUUACAAAAAAAAAGAUGGCGAUUGGUGCUUUGAAUUUCUAAAACAAUUUCCCAUAAAUUGAAACAAAAUCCAAAAAUCAUUACAAAGAUAUUAACCCUCCCCCAGCUCUAUCAGCCAUUCAAUGUUAACCGAGUUGAAUGAAAUGGACAUUAAAGUGUUCAUUCUGCAUUUUAAAAGAUGGGAGCGGUCCCUAGAUGUACAUAUGCUGUAUGUGGUUUUUUUAAUACAAUAGUUUGACAAAAUGUUUUUAUAGUAAUUGUAAGAUUUUGAUUGUUUACAGUUUUCGUCCAGCCCCCUUUUUCAUUUUGGAUGAGGUUGAUGCUGCUUUGGACAAUACAAAUAUUGGCAAAGUAAGUUACAGCGGGGGAAUAAAGCCCCUUAUAGAGCCAAACAAAUAACGCUAAAAUAACCUUUCUUUUUUAUUUACAUAUAUGGCAUUUUUAAGGGACCCAUAAGGUUUUAGAAAAAAACUUUAUAUUCCUACCUUCAGUAAAAAAAAACACAAAGGGAGAGUUUCCAUGUUUUAUCACCAUGUUCUCAAUCAGAACAGGACAUCUCCAAAAAAUAGAUAUUGUAAUGCAUAAAACUGCAUUUUUAUGGCUGCAGUGUUAGUGAUCCAGAUAGGGAUAUUCAUCAAAUUGGGGAAGUUGCAUAUUUUAGGCCAAAGGAGCAAAGCUGGAAAAAUAUUCUGAACUGGAGAAUUUUAAACAUCUAUUUUUCUGUAUAUCUUUUAAAUCCGAGAGAUGAUCAGAGCUCAAAAAGACUGUAAAAAGUGCAGAAAAAAAAGCUGCAGAAAAUUACAUUUAUUUAUUUGAUUUGAUUGUACAUUAGUGACAAUAAACUUUUAUAGGUGUUUUUUCAGCACAUUGCUACCAAUUUGAAGACCUAAACAUUCAAACAGUAAUGCCCUUUAUUUUGUGGAAUUCCAAUAUAAUAAUGCUCAUUCUCUUGCAAAUUACCUUAAGAUUUUUAACAAAUUUGUGUUUCAGUACACUUUUAUUAUACAUUUUAAUCUCUUAAUAUAAAGACUAACAAAAUGUACAGAAAACAGAGUAUAUGAUCAUUUUUAUUUUAAUUCCCAAUCCUUAUUAUAUUGAUAUUCACUUACACUUUACUAGUGCUAUGUGUUUAUUAUGUAAAAGAAUUGUACCUACAUUCAAAAAAAAUAAUAGUACUCCAAAAGUAAAGUCCCCUAAUUUUAACCGUAAUUAAUUUUUUCUUCUUGCAUCGACCCCCCAGUCCAAAUUAUGAGACCUGGAGGUUUAAAUUCUGCAUGUUUUCUUGUUAAUGCAGGAUGCGCUUAACUGUAGCGGUUUAAUGCUAAUCCAAGAUAAUUUGUACAGGGUGCUAAAUGGUGCAGUCCCAAUAACCAAUUAGAAAAUCAGAUACAAUAUAUACGAUAAAUCAUAGCACAUGACAUUAUACAAUAAUUGUUAUUAGUACAAAAAUAGCAAAGUCAGCAUUAGUAAUGUGCAUCAUAUGAGUAAAACAUGUUAAUACAAUCUCACCGAUGUGUACAAUGACAUCUCCAAGUGUUCACAAUAUAAAUAUACACAUUAAAGGACCACUCUAGGCACCCAGACCACUUCAGCUUAAUGAAGUGGUCUGGGUGCCAGGUCCAGCUAGGGUUAACCCAUUUUUUCAUAAACAUAGCAGCUUCAGAGAAACUGCUAUGUUUAUGAAUGGGUUAAGCCUUCCCCUAUUUCCUCUAGCGGCUGUCUCAUUGACAGCCGCAAGAGGCGCUUGCGUGCUUCUCACUGUGAUUUUCACAGUGAGAGCACGCAAGCGUCCAUAGGAAAGCAUUGUAAAUGCUUUCCUAUGAGACUGGCUGAAUGCACACGCAGCUCUUGCCGCGCGUGCGCAUUCAGCCGACGGGGAGGAGGAGAGCUCUCCGCCCAGCGCUGGAAAAAGGUAAGUUUAACCCCUUUUCCCCUUUCCAGAGCCGGGCGGGAGGGGGUCCCUGAGGGCACUAUAGUGCCAGGAAAACAAGUAUGUUUUCCUGGCACUAUAGUGGUCCUUUAACCAAAUCUGAUACAAAUACUCUAAACCCACAAGUGUUACCUUUAAUUUGAUGGAUAAUUGCGGCCUGGUGUGUCAUUGUACAUUGAAAAAUUGUAAGAUUGAAAAAAUAUUUUAUACUCAUGAUGCACAUUACUAGUGCUGACUUUGCUAUUUUUGUACUAAUAAUACUAAUAAUAAUAAUUUUGUACUUAUAAUACUAAUAAUGACUAUGUUGUGCUAUGGUUAUCUUAUACUGUAGAAUGUUUCUGCUGUUGAUGUAACAGAAAGCAAAAGCCCAGUUUGAAACCUCUAUAGGCAGAAAAUUCCCCAUCAUCAUGACUUUGUUUGCGGAAGGGGAAAUCUUCUACCCUUAAGCCAAUUCGAUAACCUCUUGUCCGUUGUACCAUUCUAUUGAUUAGUAGAUCAUCAGAGGGCUUUUUAGUAUUGGCCCAGCCGUAUAACUGUCACAAAAUCAUCUGAACUGGUGUAACAUGUAUCUUGUUUUAGUUGUUACCGGUCUGUUUUGCUUUUAGGUAACAAGUUAUAUCAGAGAGUUGUCACGAGAACAUUGCCAGAUGCUGGUUAUUUCUCUGAAAGAAGAGUUUUAUUCUACAGCUGAUGCAUUGAUUGGAGUCUGUACAGAGGUAAAGAAAAUUUAACUAAUGUGUAAUAUUUUCUCAAAUUAAAUAUUCUAGAGCAGAAAUGUCUGGUUUUAGCUUUUCAGCACUGGGCCCAAAUGUUGUUGGCAUAAUAUCAAGAUGGGACCAGCUAACAAUCAAGGUAUAAGUUAACACGCUGGCUAUGCAAUAGGUUAAAUUAAAUAGUCAAGAAUUAAACAGGCUACCUGGAUACUAUGUUAACUGGUGGGAUUCAGAAUGUGAAUUAUUUCUUCACAUAAAUAUUGAGUGUUAAUAAAACUAAGCACUGUGUACUCCCAUUAUGUGAUAGAAUGUACCAACGACUGUUAGUAGGGGGUCCUGGGAUGCUAUUUCAACUUUUAUUUAUUAAUGACCUAAGCAGUUGGAGAGAGAUAUCUGCAGUCUUUAAAUAUGCCUCAAAAUGUGCAAAUUCCAGGGCAAUAUACAAUCAAUUCAUUGGGAUCACUGUUAUCAUUUGCAGGACCCUGUGCAAGAAACAUUUGCUAAGCCCACUCCCACAUCCACAUACAUGUAAUUAACCAUAUCCACACAGCUAACCAUACCUUUCCACAUACCCCAACCUAAUUAGCAACAGGUUCAUGCACAUACGUAACACACACAAACAUUCAAUAGAUAAACAAAUAUACAUACACAAUCAUAAAUACAAUAACACACACACGGACACAUUGAGAAGCAUACUCGAGCUGCACAGACUUACAUUGACAGUCAUACACUGAUACUCAUACAGACACUCACAUUCUAAGUAGUAUCCCUCCACUCUGGACUGCUCUCCUAGGAUCCACCUAUUGAGGAGGGCACAAGAGUUCCUUCCUGCCUCUCCUUGAUGUCACAUUCUGGCAACCGCUUUCACUAACGUAAAUGUGCACUUAGUGUGCCCUCUGGGUGUGUGCACACAAUUACCAUCCAGGACCCACAUUGUCUUUGUGUGGAAGCUGCAGGAUCACAACUUCCACAUCCAUGGGCCCCUACAAAGUGCAUGACUCAGGUUCAGAGGCUCAUUCGCCUUGCCUAAACUGUGUUCCUGAAAUUCAGCUUUGAUUAAUGUCUGAACUCCAAUACCUGGCAUGGAAUGGACAUCUGGGGCUGAUUUCUAAGCAGACACAGCACAUUCAAGGGAAAUCUCCAAAUAUGACCCUCAGUUGUCCCUUUUCAUGAACUUUCCAGAACAUUUACAAUUUGAUAGCCUAUUUGGAUCCAUGUAAUGCUUGUAUGUGAAAUAAAUAAUAUAUAUAAAUAUGAAAGACAAUGCAUUUAGCCAGUAAUGUGUUGGGAUGUAGCUGCUGAUACAUGACUAUACACUAGGGGGAGCCAACAGGUAGGGUUCCAUCUGUUUUAUUAAAUGCACUCUGUAAGCACAGUAACAAUCUAUGCCCUUUGCAUAGUUUAAGGUACAACUGUUUCCCUGAACACCUUAAGGGUUAUCUACUAAAGUGAGAACUAAUGUGAAUUUCAGAUUUAACACCAUAGAAGCUGACCUGGAAGCAUAGCUGGAUUGGAGAAUUGUUUCCAAGUUAGACUAUUUUGGUCUUACAUUUGAAAUUCAUUGUGAAUUCCCGACGAUUCUCACUUUAGUAAAUAAACUUGAUUGUCUUAUAUAUGUGCAAAAAUCACCCUAAUAACGAAGGUGUAGUUAACCCCUCCUCUGAGAAAUAUGCCAGGACAAACCAGAUGCUUCAUCUCUGCCCAAUCAAGUACCUUUCCAGGGAUGUGCACUGUAUUCUCACGUACAAUUCAGAGGAUUUUGCACAGCAAUCAUGUCUGAUAAAUCUAAUCACAAAACUGUGAAUGGAGAGGUUAGUAAGCAUAGCAGACACUGUAUAAUAUGAUGAAACUACUGCAGAUUGCUGAACUGCUUGAAUAGGUUAUAUACACACCAAUGCCAUUGUAUAUAAUGCUGGCAGCCUAACUGUCUGAGUCACUUCCUGGUUUGAUGAGAGCUUACUGCAGAAUCUCCAAACCCAAAAGGUAUCCAGCAAAUUGAGGUGGUUUUUUUUUUGUAUUUCAGUUUUUAGUUUUAGGGAUUUUUCUUAUUCAAUCUUGGGGCUGUAUUGGUUAUGGUGCUUAGAGUGCCCCUUUUAAUAUAAGACAAAAUUAAUUAUUAGAAAUUGUGGGUAGUAUUAUAUUUGUGAAUUCUACAGAAGUUGGCAAAUAAAAUGUUAUUAGCAUAUUAGGCUAAAUUGCUAGAAAAAGUAUGGAAUACAUGUUAUUUGUAGAGUUUCUUUUUUGGUAUACAGGUUUAAACUACCAGUUUGGUUGCUGCUUUGAAAUGCAAACCAAAUCCGUUUUCUGCCAUAGUCCUACAUUUUUAAAUCAGGACUUGUAGGUUUGCUACAAAUUGCUGAGCUAAAAAUUUGUUGAGUUGGAGAAUUUUACUUUAGUGGCCUACAAAUUGCACAUUUUCUUGUCACUGUGUGAGUGACAUUAAACUAAGUGUUUGAAGGUCAGACAGAUUAGCUUGUGUUUGCUGGUAGUUUCGGCACUAUGUUUUGUGUAUAUGCAAUUUAUUUUAAAUUUGUAAGCACAUCCUAUAAUUUGUAAAAUGUUAUACCUACCUGAAACUGGUCUUGACAUUUGCAGAGUAAAGAUUCCCUUUACAAAAGACCUCUUUUGGCUCCCGGGACCCCUACGCCCACAGCACCUACACCCCCUACCAACUACAGCCUUGACAUUAAAGCACUGGGAUGAAGAGAGGGGAGAGAUCAAAGAGAAAUAAAAAGAGGCGCCAUUAUCUCUUGUCUAGCGGUGGGCAUCCCAUCCCUGGACACAAAAACAUGGAAGGAGGCGUGCUGCUCCAUGAUUAACCAUAUAUACAAGGACAACAGCUUGCUGCCCUUUCCAGAACUCCAAACACAGUACAAUAUACCCAGCAGAGCACUGUUCUCAUAUCUACAAAUGAAGUCAUUACUCACAGGUGUCCAAAUACAAAACCACGAACCAUCACUCCCACACAAAGCUGACAACCUCUGCUUAAUGGGCAGACCACCAAAGAAAACACUCUCAACACUAUACACUGCCCUACUGGCAGAGGACGCAGUGACUGACAUGACUUUCCAAAAAGCAUGGCACACAGAACUGGGGCAUACUCUGGGGACAGAUGCAUGGCAGCAGGCCUUUAUAAUCAAUAAAGGAAACACACUGUGCACCACACACCUAGAGACCAUUUGAAAGCGGCAAUAUAGAUGGGACAUGGUACCAGAGAAACUAGCUGCGAUAUACCCAGGCACACCCAACGUAUGCUGGAGGUGUGGGGACACGGAGGGAUCGAUGAGUCACAUAUGGUGGUCAUGUACUAACAUUAGACAGUACUGGGGUGAGGUGGAAAAGAUAGCAGUAAAAAUAUUAGGUAGACCAUGGCCACUAAACAUAAUAAGUAAAACUGAAGAAAGACUGAUAUUCCACUUGCUAAUGGCAGCAGUAACACUCAUAGCUAGGGCAUGGAAGUCACCGCAGGCACCCAUGAAAGAGGCCCUAAUACACCAAAUCUCCCUCAACUGGAAAUACAAGCUGAUGGCCGACAAACACCUAGGGCAGCGGAAACACACUGGUCAAGCGUGGGAGAGAUGGAGGGCAUACUUAGACAAACACCACGCUCAACACAGGGGGAGGGGGGGAGGGCUAGGGAGACCAACCAGGGGGAUUAGACAGCAGACACAAUGCGAUAACUCAAAACAGAGCAACCAAACAACAUGUAAAGGACCAGACAAGUCCUAAGCAGAUAUCAAAAGGGAGCGGGGAAGAGACAUUGGGAAAGAAAAGGGAAUGUGAAAAUUGUCAAGUGUGUAUGAACCCCAUGCUGUAAUAAAAUGUUCCUGCUCUAUCCCUUUCUACAUUCUGUACCCUGGCUAGCAGGCGCUGAAAGUUAAACAAUGUGAAACACUAAUAAAACCAAGUUUUCAAAUAAUAAAAAAAAAGUGAUUUCUCAUUUAUACAUCCAAUAUUAAUAAUUAAUAAUUUUUCUUAUCAUUCAGCAAGAUGAAGCCAUUUUGAGUCAAGUUCUGACCCUGGACCUUACCAUGUAUGCGGAAGAUGAGGAAAGUGACCAGAAAAAGUAGAUUGGCAGUCUGAGAGACCCAGUACUGUUUACGUUUUUAUUGUAUGUUUACAAUCCAUACAUCGUCGUAUGGUUAUGUGGUUUGGGCUCUUUCAACAUGUAUAAAUCUGUUUUUGGUAAUAUUUUGAAUUUGAUUAUCC